UGGAAGUAUGUGCUUCCUUUGAAUUCACUGGCUCCAGAGUUCUGAUUGUUUCCUCAUGCCACAGCAUCAAGGACUCUGAACUCAUUCACACGCUUGGGGUGCAGCAGAGCUAUAAGGGCAGAGGCCAAAAGGGAGAAAACAAAGUUGCACAGAUAACUGUCUGGAAAGCUGAAAAAUGAGCUCUGCUCAUGAAACAAAAAUAAGGGGGGACAGCAGGAUGGAGCUGAUGAGCUCAGAAACAGAGGACGUUGUUAAGAGAAGCACUCUUAAGAAAUACCAGAUACUUUGUGUGGUAAGUAUUGCCCUUUGCUUCCUUUUCAAACUUUUAAUGUUAAGGUUUGUUGCAUUAUUGGCUCAAGUUUCAUUAUGUUUUAACAGUAUAAACUUUCCACGGACCAUUGGAAAUUUCCUGGCAGGGCAUGGCAGCAUAGAUAAAACUGUCGUUUUAACAGACCAACAACUCUUGUUGAUGUUCUCAGCUCACAGUCUGCUAAAAGGCGGAUACGAAUGCCUGACUUUUUCAUAGUUGAUGAAAGAAAGCCUGGCCCCUCAGCUGCAAUAUUGGGUAAAAAAUAGUAGGCAUUUGUGGCUGCUUUCUGUUAUUUAUUUUGUUCACAGCCCACUCUAGCCUAGUGGCUCAUGAUAGCUAUAUCCUAGUCUGAGUUAACCAGAGCAUGUAAGAACUAAAUAAUAGAAAAAAAUGUGUUCUGAAAUACAGGGAGGAUUGAACAGAUGACAACCACACUGCCCUUAAAUGUCACUUGUGUCACCCCCUCCCAAUCCUAAGGGUGAUAUUGCCAGCUUUGACAAUGCUUGUGAUUACCCAAUAGUGAUAGAAAGGCAGGAAAAUGUGAUUCCUCACUAUGCAUUGCACAAGUGGUUAGCACUUUAGAAGCUAAUGUGCUAUAAGUGCAAUAACUACAAAUGUGCCGAAACCAUUAUUGUUUAUUCAUCUAGGUCCUCACUGACCCUUAAAAUCAUUCAUGUUCACCAAGGCAUUUGAGGGCUGAAAGAUAUGGUCCCUGGCAAUACUGAAAUUAGAGCUCUGAGAGUAUGUGAAAACCAAUUUUUUAGAUGUUCUUAAUAUUUUUUAAAAUGUUUAAAAUAGGUUUUUAAUUUUUAGUUGCAUUGCUUGUUGUUUGCCCCCUUGGCUCCUUGGAAGAAAGGAUGGAAUUGAAAUGUAAUAGGAGUAAUAAUACUCCGGGUGGUAAUGGCAGUCCAAGGUUCCAGACAGAGGACUGCAGAUCACCUGCUAGCUAAUCUUUUUAUACAGAGAUACCAUGGAUUAUGGGACGCGGGUGGCACUGUGGGUUAAACCACAGAGCCUAGGACUUGCCGAUCAGAAGGUUGGCGGUUUGAAUCCCUGCGACGGGGGUUGCUCGGUCCCUGCUCCUGCCAACCUAGCAGUUCGAAAUCACGUCAAAGUGCAAGUAGAUAAAUAGGUACCGCUCUUGUGGGAAGGUAAACGGCGUUUCCGUGCGCUGCUCUGGUUCGCCAGAAGCGGCUUAGUCAUGCUGGCCACAUGACCUGGAAGCUGUACGCCAGCUCCCUCGGCCAAUAAAGCGAGAUGAGCGCCGCAACCCCAGAGUCGGUCAUGACUGGAUCUAAAUGGUCAGGGGUCCCUUUACCUUUACCUUUACCAUGGAUUAUACCUGAGACCUUCUGAGUUCAAGAAACAUAUGCUUCCAUGUUCCUGCAUUGCAGGGGGUUGAACUAGAUGACCCUUGGAGUCACUUCCAACUGUGAUUCUAUGUUUCUGUAACUCCCUUCCUCAAUGCCAACGCCCAUGGAAAUACAAUGUGCAUCUCCCAGGUUCAAAAUCAGGGAGCAAAUAGAAGUUGGGAAAAUGUUAAUCAACAAGUGUUAUUUAGGCUUCUGUCACGGUGUUCCACUGUGCCAGAUGCGGUUUAGUCAUGCUGGCCACAUGACCCGGAAAACUGUGGACAAAUGCCAGCUCCCUCAGCCUGAAGCGGUAUGAGCGCCAAACCUCAUAGUCAAGCUUGACUGGACUUUACCGUCCAGGGAUCCUUUACCUUUAUCUAGGCCAGGCUUCCUCAGCCUCGGCCCUCCAGAUGUUUUGAGACCCCAGUCCCCAUCAUCCCUGACCACUGGUCCUGCUAGCUAGGGAUCAUGGGAAUUGUAGGCCAAAAACAUCUGGAGGGCUGAGGUUGAGGAAGCCUGAUCUAGGCAAUUUAAUUGUGACAGCUUGCCAUGGACUUGCUGGUAGCAGAGGCAUGGUAGGAGGAACCAGCUGGGGAACAACCAAGGGAAGAAGGCUUGGAGCUUGGGGAGUGGUAGUGGUAGUGGGGCAAUGAUGAGUGGUCAGAGAGAGAAGAUGCAGAAGAGGAGGUGUUGGAAGCUGAAGCGGUAACAGGGCUUAGUGAGCUGGGAGAGUCUGGCAGAGAAAAGUCCAGAAUCAGAGGCAGCAGCUGAAGCAGGAGAGUGGAAUGAGGGUGGACGACAGGCAGAGAGUCAGGUGGGUGUCACGGGUGUCUCCCCCUCCUGCUGCAACAGGCUCCCCUCCCCACUUAUCUCCCAGAACCAGAAGAGGCAUGAAAAUGGAGGAGGAGAGUUUGGCUGCCUACAGGUGCAGUCUCCAGUUGCUUGGGAAAAGGCCUGGAGAGGAGGGGACUUAAACAGCUGUGGGGAGGUGGGGAUUUUCAGUCUUGGCUUUUGAUUUUCAUGCAGGAAGACCAGCAAGAAUGAGCUUCUCUGCUCAUUAGGCUCGACACACAACUAAGUCUGAGGAGAUUGUGUUUUUGCUAAUACAGUGGUACCUCGGGUUAAGUAUUUAAAUCUUUCCGGAGGUCCGUUCCUAACCUGAAACUGUUCUUAACCUGAAGCACCACUUUAGCUAAUGGGGCCUCCUCCUGCUGCCGUGCCGCCGGAGCACAAUUUCUGUUCUCAUCCUGAAGCAGAGUUCUUAACCUGAGGUACUAUUUCUGGGUUAGCAAAUCUGUAACCUGAAGCAUAUGUAACCUGAGGUACCACUGUAAAGAGUUCACUCCAUCUUUAAACUGUGUGAUUACUGACCCGCACACUUCUGUGGUACAGCAUAAGCUUGAGACAUAUUUUUUUUGCUGAAUAAAUGAGGAAAAGACAAACAUGACCACUUACGUAGUCUCUUAAUCUCUUUAAGCGUUCACUGGUAGAUUAUAAUCCCGGCCAAACUCCAUCAAGGUACUGGGCAGAAUAGUAGAGUGCAAAGUUACAGAAAUGAGGAACUGUUCAACAAGGACUUAAAGGAUUGGAAUGAGAGCUUAGCAUUUGAUGAGUUAAGCAGACAUGAGUUUGGCAGCAGUGCAAGGAGCACAGUGCCCUGCCUUUCCUUGACUUAAAGAAAACCCAAAUUUUCAAUAAAGUGACUUGAACUACAAAAACAAGCAUGCAGGUUGAAGUGGUUUUGGACAGAAGUUGUGGGUGUGUUUGCAUGUGCAAAAAAAUAAUAAUUUUAUUUCAUAUAAACACUCGUGUGAUCUGAACCAGCAGUGACUGAAUAGGAAUGAGACCUCAUAGUAGAUAGUACAGUGGACCCUCCAGAUACAAACUUAAUUUGUCCCAGGAGUCCAUAUUUACCCCAAAAAGUCCGUAUCUGGAGGCGCUGCUUCUGCGCACACAUGCAACACGAUAGAGUGCUUCUGUGUUUGCUGCGUUCGUAACUCGAAAUUACGUUACCCGAAGGUAAUGUAACCCGAGGUAUCACUGUAGAUAGCUUGAUAUUGACUCAGUGUGCGGCAGCUGUGAAAAGAGCCAAUUCCAUGCCUGGGAUCAUCAGGAGAAGAAUUGAAAAUAAAAUCAUGAUGCCAUAAUAGAAAUCUAUGGUGUGACUGCAUAUUGUAGAGUUGGAAAAGAGUCAGAAAAGAGGAACCAAAAUGGUUAAGGGGACUGAGCAACUCUCCUAUGAGUAAAGGUUGCAGUAUGUGGGAAUUUCCAGCUUAGAAAAAAGGUGAGGGAAAAGCAACAUGAUAGAUGUUUCUACAAUGUUUAUACAAUGCAUAGCAUGGAGAAAGUGAAUAGAGAAAAGUUUUUUUUCCAUCAUAACACUCAAACUCGUGGACAUCUAGUGAAACUGAAUCUUGGAAAAUUCAGGACAGGUAAAAGAAAGUACAUUUAGGAACGUCACUUUAGGAAAUACUUGUGUAGAUGCAAAGGCUUAUAUUUACAAGCCAGUCAUUAUGUAACUUUAAUCCUUUAAUCCUUCACUCGAAUCGCUGGUUUUCAUAAAGACUGUGGCAGAAGAGGUAGGAGGACUGAAAAAGUUCAAUAACAGUUUGGUGUUUUUUAAAAAAAGUAAAAUGCACAAAACUGAGUUCUCCCAGUUAUAUUCAAAGCAAGCCCUCUUGUAAACAACUGCUAUAAACAACAGUUGAGGAGAAUGUCAGAAAAGAUAAAAGGGGCUCAUUUACCCCCACCCCACCCCCAAUUCUAGUAUAUUGAGGGUAGAUAGUAUAGUAUACAAUGAUCAUCAUAGAUGAUUUAGGCACGCUUCCUGGGGUUGAUGGCAACUGGAGUCCUGCAACUUCUGGAGGGCGAGAAAUUCCCCACAUCUGCCUUGGAGAGAUAGUUAGUGCCUCCUCAUCUCAUUCUGGGGCCAAGUGAAAACCUAUUUGCUCAGCCGUUUGCAGGAUAUUAAUUUUAAUUAGUUAUUGCUGGAGAUGGAAAUCUGCUCGGUGCUUUAAGCAGUGUUUUUGUGAGAGUGUACUCGCCGAUACAGAUCUGUAUUUUAAAGAUUUAGGUUUCAAUUAUAUUUGUUUUACUUCAUUUUGGAUUUCUUAUGGUGUUUGCUCAGUCUGUAUCAGCUUCAGCUGCAUUGUUCCCUGCCCUGAGAUUGGUCGUGAUAAACACACACACACACACACACACACACACACACACACCCCAUAUGCUGAACCAACUGGAACAAGCCAUUUAGUUCAGCAUCUGUUCUCAGGGUGGCGAACCAGAUGCCAAAAGCAGGAACCAAUUAUACAAAAAGGGGUUCAGUGCAGUACUCACUAUAGAACACAAUUCAAAACUGCAUUUGAAUGCAGUUUUGAAUGGUGUUCUAAAAGCAGGAGCCAAGCACAAGAGUACUCUAAUUCUCUUUUAAAGCCACAUAGGUUGGUGGCAAUCAGUGCCUCUUGUGGGAGUGAAGGCCAUAGUUUAACUAUGCACCAGGUGAAAAAGUACUUUCAGCUGUGUUGAAACUGUUACGUUCUGCUUCACUGAAUGAAGUGCCAAUUAUAAAUAUUGUAAGUUGAAUAAAUAAAACACAGCUAAGCAUGGAAGCUGGGGUGGUGGGAUGAAAGCUGGGAGAUAGGCGUUGGAUCCUUUGAACCUGUCUCCAUUCCUUCUCCCACAUGCUGCGUAAGUUUGCGUAAGUCUGUCUUCAUAUUUUGGCUCCACUUGGGGAAGUACAGCACAUAUCCCUAGCACAGGAGGAAAGAAGGAAGAGCUCUGCACACAAUAUCCAGAGUAGUGCUGUUGGAGAUAUGCAGCGUAAGGUAAGGCCGACAUGGGAGGAUAGGGAAUGGGAUCCAUAGCUCUGGCUCCCCUGCAAAGACACAAUUCUGCUGGUCUUCUACAAAUAAGUUGGAAAUCACUGCUAAAUAGAAACUUUUGCUUUUGCUUUGCUUAUUGGGUAUGGCAAUCAAUCUAUGGGAUGAGAAAAGCUAUGAUAUGUGUCUUUCAUCCUUGGUGAUUUUUGCUGGUGUUGUAUAAAGGCUUAUAUAGCUUUAUUCAUGUUGCCCCAUCCCACCACCAUAUUCUAAUUUUUCUACAGCCACAGCAGGCACUGUAAUUCUCCAAUGGUUUGACUUUGCCCCCGACGGCACACUCUUCCAUUGUCUCUCAAGACAGACAGAUGCCAACAACAUUCCUCCACCACCACAAAGAAAUCCAGAUAGCCUAAUUUGCAUAUUGUUUCAAAAUCCUUACAAAAUUUAAAAUUCCUAUGGAGUUUUUUUUUUUAAAUGGGUUUAUUCCUGACAUUUAAUCCAAAGACAUUGAGAAGGAUCAGUAGAAAUAUUUUACCACUUACCCAAGCCACAAUAUCUUUUGAAGCUACAAUGGCAAUGAUUUAUACAAUGCUAUCAACCCUCAUUAUACCUGUGUGUGUCUACACACACACACACACAGAGAGAGAGAGAGAGAGAGAGAGAGAGAGAGAAUAUUUGUACUGGUCUGCCAUAAUGAUGUGGUGUUUCUCAAUGUCCGAAAGGCAGGGACAGGGAAAGGAGAAGGGGGAAGGAUGAGAAAGAAGGGGACUUUUCUCAAUAGUAAAUGGCUUGGGAAUGGGGUUAAAGGGUAGAGGGAAGAAGGGUCUCUGUAUGUGAUUAUAUUAGCUCUCUGGUGACAGGAAGAACUGUGGGAGGUGGAAUUGGGUGGGAGUAAAACUGGUAUUAAGAGGAAAGAUGGGAAAUAUGGGAGGUAGGGCGUGUGAGUGAGAGAGAGGGAGACAGUUUUAGGACUCUGAUGAUGGGGGAAGAAAACUGCAGAGGAGGAGAACCUGGCAAGGGAUAGAUGGACUGGAAGUGGGCAAGCAAGAGGCACUGGGAGAAAUGAAGAGAAUGAUCUUGAUGUCCCUCCACUCAAACUUCUGCCUAUUCCAUUCCUCAGCUGAAGAGAUAAAGAAUGCAGAUACCUCAAAUUUUUCAUGGUAUCUCUGUACAAUGCAUUUCACACCUGGUAAUGUUUCAUUAACAAGCAAACACCCAUGUAUGUUCAAAACCCAUCCUCUGAGCUAAACCUUCUCGAACUGCACAAGCUAGCUGACAAUCUUGCUCUUAAGAUUCUGCUCAUCUGGAAGAUACCAUACAAAAGUGGCAAUCUCUACCAAGUGGCAGCGAGAUUCCAGGGGGUUCCACCCAGGGGCAUGUUUCCAUUGGGAGUUCAGAUACGGCAGAGGCAGUAGCAUUUUAAGACAUAUGGUUUAUUUUACACCUAGAUGCAUCAAGAGAGUUCCUUGGAGAGGGAGAGAAUUCACAGUGUUACAUCUCAAGUGGGGCUUGUUCUGCACAGCAGCACAGCAUUACAGUCCAAGUCAUCCUGCAUGCCAUUCCUGUCCCUCUCCCCCAGCCUCCCAAGAUGGUUCUGCCCUCCAGCAGCUCAUGGAGGACUCCUCUUUGUUCUCUCUUCUUUUUACCAGUGCCCGCCUUACUCAAAAACACAAACCUCCUUCCUGUCACCUCACAUCCCCCCUUCACUUUAGUAACCUCUGCUUUGUGCAGAUCUGGGGGAUUCCUCAUGAGGUGAUAGCAGCUGUCUAUCGUUUCAUAAUGUUCUGUUUUGUUCUGCCCACCCUUUUGUCUGAAUUUGAGAGCUCAGUGAAGCAUGCUGGACAGAGAUGUCCUGGGCUGCUGGGCCAUGCUGUCCCUGCUUAUGCUGUUCCAAACAGUAGGUUUUGCAGCAGUGUCUUGGAGAAUGUGGAUUAACAUAAGCUAACAAGGAUCAGGCUGAAUGUCCAUUUCAUCUGGCAUCUUGUUUCCUACAAUGCCCAAACAGAUGCCCAAUAGCAGGACUUGAGGACAAUAGUUCCUCGCCAGUUCUGAUAUGUUUUCAGGGAGGCUAGACAAUGUUGUCAAAUCACUGAGCAUUCAUUCGGACUUGUUUCUGAGGAGGGUAGAUGAUGUUGUGUCAAGCAAGUGUUGUCAGUGCAUUGCCCUGUCCUUUUCCAUAUUGCAAAAGGUCCCAUCUUUGGGACAUACAGUACAGGUUUGCUAUGCAUUGCCUCCCCAUCAACUGUAACUGAGUAACCUGAAUUUGCUGGUCCUCUAAUCAGUCUGUUCAGCAUCAUGAGCAAGCUUUACACCAGACCAUUUAUGCUGGCUGUUUUGGGAUUGGCUUGAGAGAGGAAGCAUAUCAGCAGAAGAACAAGCAGGCUUCAGAGCCAGUCACUCCAUCAUUGACCAGUGUCUGAUUUUACACUGCUGCUGAGCUAUAAUCAGUGAGGUCAGAAGGAAUCAUAGUGUUGGAAGGGACCCCAAUUGUCGUCAAGUUGGACCCCCUGCAAUGCAGAAAUCUCAACAUGUGGUCCCCCUUUAGAGAUUAGACUGCAUGACUUCCAGUAGGGUUAAAUUAAAAGCUACUCUCACAUCUCAACAACAUAGAACUACUUCUGUCAGUUUUAAACACUUAAUUUGAGUGUUUAAACUAUUAUACUCACGCAUGCGCAAACACACACACACACACUUUGCCAGAAACAGAACCAUUCCAAACACCCAAAUGUAUGUGUCACAAUUUUUGUAAACAAAAUCCUUCCACAAUAGAAUAGAAUAGAAUAGAACUCGCAACAUAUGAAAAACUUGCAUACAAAUGCAGACUUGCCAUGGACAAAUUAAAUGAUAUUUGGAAUCCAUUCUUACAAAUACUGUAAUAGGUCAAGAUCUGGUGAAGUACAAUAACAACCCUGUAAAGUAUACAGUUUUGGUCCCCCAGCCCCCACUUUAUUUUCCCUUCUACACGGGUUUUGUUUCUUUUUUUCUUUUUCUCUCUUUUAUUUACGCCUCACUAUUUUUAGUGAGGACAUGGGUGGUGCUGUGGGUUAAACCACAGAGCCUAGGGCUUGCCGAUCAGAAGGUCGGCUGUUCGAAUCCCUGCAACGGGGUGAGCUCCUGUUCCUUGGUGCCUGCUCCUGCCAACCUAGCAGUUUGAAAGCACGUCAAAGUGCAAGUAGAUAAAUAGGUACUGCUCCAGCAGGAAGGUAAACGGUGUUUGUGUGUGCUGCUCUGGUUCACCAGAAGUGGCUUAGUCAUGCUGGCCACAUGACCCAGAAGCUGUACGCCGGCUCCCUUGGCCAAUAAAGCAAGAUGAGCGCCACAACUCCAGAGUCAUCCAUGACUGGACCUAAUGGUCAGGGGUCCUUUUACCUUUACUAUUUUUAGUGCACAUAUAAUUAUGUACUUUUGAACUUUCAAUAAAGAUGUUUAAAAUAAUAAUAAUAACAAAAGGCAGAAAUUCAUUUUCUGUUGUGCUGUGCCCCUAUGGCAUCCAUUUUAUGAUAUGUCAUGCCCCCAUUUUGUGACUGGCACCCAGGCACUUUCUCAAAAUUUCAAAUGUGCCCACUGGCUCGAAGAACUGUAGACAGUGCUGUGCUAGAUCACACCAAUGACCUGAGUGACUGUAAGACAGCUCCCUUUGCUCCUAACCAAACAAUCAUUGUUGCAUGUAUUCCAAUUCUCUCAGCAAUGAGAUCUCCAGAAAUUCAGUAUGUUACUCUGGUUCUGUUUCCUGUGGAAUGAAGUCAUUGAAGCCUUCUUGACAUUUUGUGAUAUAUGGUUCAUUUAUGCACAUUACACAGGCUGAGCAAAGGUAAAGAUUUACAGCAGCUGCCACCCCAAUGGACAGGCUGAUAGGUUCCAGACCUUCACUGAGCUCUGUGUGCUGCAGCUUUCAGGCUCAGCUCCAUCUGACUUUAGCUGCAAUUCCCAAACCCCUUGCUACUGUAGAGGCCCACAUUUGAGAGAGAGAGAGAGAGAGAGAGAGAGAGAGAGAGAGAGAGAGAGAGAUUGUUUCCAUUCACGGGGAAGGACCAUUUGUUAACCACAUAUAUGCAAUAUGCUUAUUUUUAUACUCUGUGACACAUGUGCUAUUUUGUAACAGGUUCUUCUAGUUUCUUUGGUGGCUGUAUCCCUUGGACUAGGCUUGGGACUUGGACUAAGGAAAACACGAGAAGGUAAUCUCACAAUCUCCUCAAUUUACUAAAAGGGGGGUAAAAAAUGUCUUAGGUCUAGGGCAGGGCUCAUGAGACAAGGUGAGAUGACUGCCUCAGGCGGCAGGAUCCACCGUGGCAGCAGAUCCUGAUCUUCAUUCCCCCUUUGUUCUUGAUCUUCAACACCGCUUCUUCCCUGGUGGGGACGGAGGCACCAUUUUGUCGUUUGCCUCAGGUGCCAAAAUGUCUUGGGCCAGCCCUGUCCAGGGGAUAUGCUUCAAGUCUAGUUCUCAGUGAGAUGAUAAAACUUAUGCCCUUGGGCUCAAGGGCAACCCAAUACAUUUGCUGCCUGAGGCAAAGAUCAAUAUGGUGCCUGCUUCCCAUUUCACGAGCAGAAGUCAACCAGAUUAGUACUUAAUCAUACUUCAGUCAUGGCAACAGGUGCGUAAAUCAGGCUGUGUGGCAAACACAGUUCUGUCCUCCAUCAUAUGGGAAUGCCUGAGGGAAGCUCAGGGGGAGAGGCCAGAGGGUCUGUUGCCACUGCCUCCCCUCUGAAUGCCAGCCACUGUGAUUUCUAUCCUUGCUCAGUCUUUGUUAGUGGUCUCCUAUGGCUCAGAUGCAUGACUUGUAUCUGCAAGAAGCCAUGUAUUCAGUAGUGUGGGCCCAAUUUUGUGGGACUCACUUCCAGUUGAGAUCAGACAGGCCUCAUCCCUGCUGAAUUUACAGCGCUUUCGGAAUACUCCCCGCCCCCCAGCAUACUUUUUAUUUGAACUCUGAUUUUAUAGUUUUAACUCAUUUUGAGUCUUAUUGUAUUGAGUCUGUUGUACACUGCUUACAAGACUGAAAUUAAACAGUACACCAAUAGUUGACAUAAAAUAAAAUCAAUCUGCCACCUAAGGCAGCUGACUCACUUGCCUAAUGGUAAGUCAGACUCUGUUCAGGCUCUGCCACAUCAAACAUCUGGAGGUGUGUGUGUGUGUGUGUGUGUGUGUGUGUGAUGACUGAAUGUUCCUCUAUACAAACCUUUCCCCCUUUGGCUUCUAGUUUUCAAUUUGGAUGGGGGGGGAUAUGAAGUAACAAAGGUUUGUUAAAACAGAUUUAACUUUCAAUGGAUUGCAUCCUCUAUUUAUACAUAGAAAUAUGAAUAGUGCUGGAAGUCUGUUAACAUUUCUUUGUAACAAGGGAAGAAAUUGAUUUUGUACUUGUUUUCUAAUUGGGCACAGAAUUAUAGGUGUCCAUAGUUCAGAAUGAUCUGAAAUGUUACAAUUAUAUUAGAAAAUCAUUGCUGUUACCAUUUGCCACAGGCAGGGAGAUAAGGUGACAUGAAAAGCUUUUCUUUCUUUCUUUAACUUUUAUUUAUGAAAUUUUAACAGCUUUUAUACACAUACCGUGCAGUAUCCAUCACUUAUCUCUUUUCCUAAGAUUUCCCGAUCCAUCUCUCUGUGGCAUUUUUCUAGGGAAAUCUUGAUCUGUUGCAUAUCCUAAUAUUUCACCCAUUAUCAUUUCAAGUCUUCCUUUUUGAUGUUACCUGCUUCUCAUAUGUUAACUCCUACUUGUAGGUUAAUUUGUAUAUUAUACCCUCUAAGAUAAUCUCCAAAACACCUCCACUCUUCUCUUAUCUUUAACUCGUCCUUAUUCCUCAGUUUCAUGGUCAUGGUUACUAAUUAUAUGUAUUCUAUCAAUUUGUUCUGCCAAAUUUCCCUUGUGGGGAAAUUGCAUUUCCACCCAAAAGCAACUGAAAGCUGCACAAUAAAUGCCCAUGAAGCCUACACGAACCAGUCAUAGAAUGUUGUGUACCUAACAUUGUGCCAAAGUAAAAGAAAAGUAAAAGGUUAGAAGAAAUGAAGUAAUAUUUGAAAUCUGAGCACACCCACAUUCCAAAGUACUAUAACCAAAAAUAUUUGAUAAUUCAUGGAUGAAUGAUUCUCCAGAUAUGAUGAGAAUACGAAUUCUCAGCCUUCACUGAUCUUAAAAUAUUUUUUGAACAUCCUAGGAAUUAAAGUUCACAACAUUCCGUCUAAUAAUAAACUCAAGUGGUGAGUGCUGACUAGGUUUGAACAAGGACACAGCUGGGAUAGGUGGUACAGCAUGAGACUUUUAAUAUCAGGGUUAUGGGUUCAACACCCACAUUGGACAAAAGAUUCCUGCCUUGGAGUAGAUGACUCUUUUGGUACUUUCCAACUCUAUGAUUCUAUCAUCAACAUGCUGAUAGGAACCCUGAGGUUUACAAGGAUAAAAUAUUUUUUUAAAAAACAACAACAGCUAAAGAGGCACCUGCUCCUUUAGUUAUCCUUCCUCAACCUGUUGUUGGAGUCCAACACCCAUCAUGUCUCACCUAGCAUGGCCAGUGAUCAAGGAUUGUUUAACCCCAAAAACCUGGAGGUCACCAGAUUGAGGCAUACCUGCCAUUGUUGUGGGGCAGGGAUGGGGAACCUGUACCCCCUGAUGUUGGACUCUCAUCAACCCUUGCCAGCAUAAACAAAUUUGGUUCAGACACUGCAUAGUUAAACCAAGGAACUUGCUUGCUUAGCAGGUUCAGAUAGCCAACUGGCUUUAAAAAGAGGAUUAGACAAAAUCAUGGAGGAUAAAGACUACCAGUGGCUACUAGCCACAAUGGCUAUGUUCUGCCUCCAUGGUCAUAGGGAUUAUGCUUCUGAAUACCAGUAUCUGGACACCACAGGAGGGGAGAGUGCUGUUUUGUUCUUGCUUGUGGGCUUCUCAUAGUCACCUAGUUGGGCAUUGUGAGAAAAUGAUGCACUUGCAAAGGCGAACAGUUCCAAAAGCAUUCUCAUGCAUAGCUAAGUAUGUUUCCUGAAAUGAGUAUUAUUGACCAAAUGAAGCAGCUGCAAUGCAAUUGGAGAAAGCAACAGGUUCCAUUAUAUCCCCACUCCCUAAAUGCUUGUAUUCCACAAUACUUUUAUUAUCCUGGAUACUGUUAAGAUAUGAAGGGCUCAAGCAAGCUUGGGCUUUCUCUGUCUAUUCGCUCUUGAUGCCACCAUCUUGUAAUUCCAUUCCCCCAACCUCUUCCACAAAUAUAUUUAAAAGCGUAUAGGAUGUUAAUCAGCCAAAGGUGUGGUUGGACCUCUCAUGGAGGAGACACAUGAAUAAGGGCCUCAGAUGUUAUUGCAGGGUCUGGGUCGGUUCAUAUGUACAGAGGCAGUCCUUGAGGCAUUGCGAUCCUGAGUUGUUUCAGGUUUUAUAGAUCAAAACCAACACUUUGAAUUGGGCCAGGAAACUAAUUGGCAGCCAGUGCAGUUGGACCAGGAUCGGUGUAAUAUGCUCUUGCCUUAGUAAGCAACCUGGUUGCUGAAUUCUGCACCAGAUGAAGUUUCCGAAAUGUCUUCAGGGGUAGUCCUACAUAUGACACAUUGCAGCAAUCUACCCUAGAGGUUAUCAGAGCAUAGACAACAGUAAUUAGGCUAUCCCUAUCCAGAUAGCUGGGUCACCAACCAAAGAUGGAUGAAAAACACUCUGUGCCACUGAGGCCACUUGUGCCUCAAGAAGCUGCAAAGCAUCUAGAAGUAUCAACAAGCUACACACCCACUCCUUCAGAUGGUAUACAACCACAUAAAGAAUGGCUUCUACAUAUCUGGAUGGGCUUGGCUAAACAAUUUUUUUUAAAAGCAUUUAUGACAUUCAAACAGGCUUUCACAAAGAUCUGAGGUGAAGCUAAGAACUGACUCAGUUCUCUCUCUUUCAUUCAAAUGCAUCUUUUUGUAUGUUUUUUCCUCCUCCAGAAGAAACAUCCUGGUUGAAAGAAAGUUGUACCUCUUCUAACACAGCUCAGUGUCCAGAAGGGUAAGAUUAAUGUAUUCACAACUGUUCACUUAGGAUGUCUGUAUUUUUUGUGGUUUUGUUAUGUAAAUAAGCACACAAAUAUUUUUUUAUUUAUUGAGAACCAUCAUUCCAAAUUGAUGUUAGUCACAGCUUAAAGGUAAAAGUAAAGGUACCCCUGACCAUUAGGUCCAGUCGCGGACGACUCUGGGGUUGCAGAGCUCAUCUCGCUCUACAGGCCGAGGGAGCCAGCGUUUGUCCGCAGACAGCUUCCGGGUCAUGUGACCAGCAUGACUAAGCCACUUCUGGUGAACCUGAGCAGCACAGGGAAAUGCUAUUUACCUUCCCACUGGAGCGGUACCUAUUUAUCUACUUGUACUUUGACACGCUUUCAAACUGCUAGGUGGGCAGGAGCAGAGACGGAGCAAUGGGAGCUCACCCCAUCGCGGGGAUUUGAACUGCCGAUCUUCUGAUCGGCAAGCCCAAGGCUCUGUGGUUUAGACCUCAGCGCCACCCGCAUCCCUUAGUCACAGCUUAGAAGACCAUGUAAAACGUAUGGGCUAGAUCGUUCUGCAAGUUCAUGAAUAAUUACAGCAACUUCUGAGAAAAAGUUUAGUGCUGUACCCUAAUGGUAUUUUCAGAUUUCCUUUUUCUUUUUACCUUACCACAGCAUUGCCUCUGCUCUGCUAUCCUGACAGCCUAUUUUAACUGUGCACCACUGCAAUUACCCUCUGUGUAACUGCUGCAUAGGCAUUCUUUCUCAUUUCCUGCAUUGCAUUUGGAGAACACUUUCUCUGUUGCUGUGCUUUGAGCUGCCCAAACCUGCAACAAGAACAUGCACUUCCUUCAUCCUCCAUCAUGAGAUCUUCUCGGGUAUGUUCUGUGUACAUGAGCCACAGAAACUCAGUCAAGCACUUGCGCUUGUCACAUGAAACAGUUGUUUAGCAGAGCUCACUUGUACUUGGCACACACAGACAUACACUACAAUAUACACACACCAUACACAGUUUUUACAAGUAGUCAUCUCCCUCUGAUCCCAGAGAGGGUUCUUGGCUUCAGAAUUCUUGCUGCCCCAAAGUCCGCAGCAAGUCCUGACUUCAGCUGCUUCCAAAGUCCUUGUAGCUCUUCACAAAGUGUUCUGUUUUCUUCCAUGAUUCCAACCAGUCUCCACUGUUCGGAUCUCCCACACUUUCCCAGCGCCGAACACUGCAACUUUCAUUCCAUAUCUAGGUACAAAUUCUGCCCAGCAACAGAGAUAAGACAGUUGCACUGUAGGGAAUGAGUCAGCAUUACCAACUCAUGUGAAAUUAACCCAUUAAACAUGUUCCUUAACAGAUCCUCUGCUGGAUCUUAGUCCUUUCCCUCUGCAGAAGAAUCUCUGAAACCCACUCUAAGGGGUUCUAAGGAGCACCUGUGCUCCUUUAUGAAGUGCCUAUAACCUACACAUCCAAUUUGAAAAGACAGAUGAGAAUCCCAUGAACCCUGGAAGACUUGAUGCAGGUCUCUUUACAGAGCAAUACAAAUGUUCAGGUGUUUGGAAUUCCAUGGAGGGAAAAGUGACAUUGGAAGGGGAAGUUGCAUCAGAAAAUUUGCACUUCCUCCCUCCUGUCCUUUCUCCAUUCCAAAUUGCCCCUCCAUGAAUUGCCCCUUCUUUGGAAGGAGCCACCAGGUUUUUUUUUGCUAGAGACAUUAGCAUGUUAUGUGUAACUUGACCCUUAGUCUUAAGUACAGUCAGCUGACAGCUUUUCCUGCAAACACUAGCUAUCUUGUUGUAGAUAGUAUCAGUACCUGAUAGUGAAUUUUAUCUACUGGGGCAACCCCAAGCAUGCUCUUCUCAGCCGAGGCUUUGCACUGAUGCUCAAAGCACACAAACAUUGGAAUAAGCUUCAUUUUAAACUUGCUUUGGAAUAAGUACGUGAAGAACUGCAGUAUUUGAGGAAAGUCUGAUUGGGCUCAGAAACAGAACACUCGUUAUGAAAGAUUAAAAGAAAAGUAAGUCAGGAGCAAAAUAGUAAUCCUGAAAAGCAUUUGCAGAAAGAUUAGGAGGUUCUGAAUUUUAAACAUGUAUGUUUUAUGCUAGGGUUUUUCAGGGGCUUUAUAAAUGCAUAAUUGACCCCUAAAUCAAUAGUUGCACUUUGCAUUGGUUCUCAACUUACUUUAAUCAUUUUCAGAUCGGUUAAUGAGUUAUGAAAUCAUAAAGCAGUAGUAGAUUAUCAUGCAGGGACUAACUGGUCAGGAGAUUGCUUAUAGUUCUGGCUUAUCACCAUGUAUGAUGUAAGUGUCUAUGUGCAUUGAGUCUUUGAUCAAUAGUCUUCCAUAAAAUCAUAAAUGUGUUUCUUACUUGUCCUAUUUUGGCUGCCUUUGAAAAAGAACAGCAGAAGUGUUAUGAAAUAUCUACAGCAGGUUUUAUAACACUCUACAGGUGACGCGGGUGGCGCUGUGGGUAAAACCUCAGUGCCUAGGACUUGCUGAUUGUAUGGUCGGCGGUUCGAAUCCCCGCGGCGGGAAGAGCUCCUGUCGUUUGGUCCCAGCUCCUGCCCCCCUAGCAGUUCGAAAGCACCCUUAAGUGCAAGUAGAUAAAUAGGUACCGCUUUAUAGCGGGAAGGUAAACGGCGUUUCCGUGUGCUGCGCUGGUGCUGGCUUGCCAGCUGCAGCUUCGUCACGCUGGCCACGUGACCUAGAAGUGUCUUCAGACGGUGCUGGCUCAUGGCCUCUUGAGCGAGCGUGCAACCCUAGAGUCGGACACGACUGGCCUGUACGGGCAGGGGUACCUUUACCUUUUUACAGGUGAGUUAGGGACUUCCUCCGCAUGUGAAUACAGGCUGUGGUGGAUUGAGAGGACAAGACCAACAAUGUGUCCAACAGUCAAGAAGGUGGUUUCUGCAUGUGCUGUAGAGGGAAAUGGGGAGCAGAUAGGGCUUGUCCACCUGGGAAGGUAGCCCAUCUAGGAGAAGGAAAACUCUGAUCCUAAAUCUCCUCUGGCUUGUGGCUAUACUCAUUCGUGAGUAAAUCCCAAGGAAAAAUCUGUACCCACUGCUUUGCAGAGUAUCUUAAGGAGAAGAAAAGGCUAAAGAGUAAAGCCUACACAAAUCUGGAGUGGAGUCCUUGCAGCCACAGCAGGUGCUGUGAUUCUCCAGCAGUUUGACUUCAUCUUCAGAGGCGUUCUCCAUUGUCUCUUGAGACAGACAGAUGCCAAUAGAGUUUCUUAACUUGUGGUCCAUGGACCCCAGGAGGUUCAUGGAUGAGCUUCAGGAGGUCUGCAGCUUCCUACAUUGGGAAUGAUGUACUUUCAGGGGUCUUUUCCCACACUUUUACUGGUCUUUGAUUGAGGAGCUAGUCCAUGGCAAGGCCCUCUUUUCCAUACUAUGCUGAAGUGGUUUUGGCAGCCAGAGGAACAUGACUUCCCCUCAAUAGCCAGCCUUCCUUUUAGUUCCCCUGUGACCUAAAAUCAAUUCAGGGAACAAUUCAACAUCACUCUCUUCUAAGUCUGCACACAUUUAAGUUUGUGGAACAACUCUCCUUGUCCUUUCCCAUUGCACAAUGUACUGGGGUGUCCCCCUGACCCAAUUUUGGGGUGGUGGCAGGGAGAGGAGUGGGGAAGUCCCAUUAUACAAAUGAAAGUCCUUGCACAGGGCUUCCACUGAUGUGACUCAUUACUUGAAUCCUGCCCACAGUGUUUCUAACAUUCAUAUUUGGACUGUCUAAUCUUUGAUUUUUUCAGGAAGAUGGCAACUAAUGUUUCUCAGCAAGCACCCAAAUAUCCUCCUGACUUUUGACUCUGUGUUCUUUACCUUCAGGUUCGAUCUGCCACCGCUUAUUCUUUUUUCAAUGGAUGGCUUCAGGGCAGAAUACUUGGAAGCUUGGGGCUAUUUACUGCCAAAUAUUGGAAAGCUCAGUAAGUCAUCUUGUUCUGAGGAUGAAUAAUUUUUAAAAAUUCAUUCUGCAGAAAGAAAUGUUUGAAUUACUUGCAUAUAGGUAUUGCUGCUAGUGUUGAAAUUUAGCAGAGGGGGAGGAAAAAAGGGUCUCAGAGGAGGUGGAUCAGGGAGUUGCUGCUUGAACUUUAAAGUAGGGUGACCUACUUUGCACUGUCAAAAAAGAAAGAAAAGCAUCUUCCAAAAAAGAAGAAAAGGGGCACAGAUUUGCGUGAAAUUUGGGUGCGUACUGUGAAUGUGCAGAUUCAGAUUUAUAUUAAAUAAAUAACUAAAUAACUAAAUAAAAAUGCUACAGUUUAAAUAGAUCUGCAAGGUGAGUGAGCCUGCGUGCCUGCUCUGCCUGUCUGUUGCCCAGAUGCAACUCUUGCAGCUUCAAGGCCCCUGCUGUCCUUCCUUGUUCCCUAUCAUGAAACCAGGCUGGACCAGACAGUCCCUCAAAGAGAGGGGAUGUUCUAUGUCAUUUUCUAACCCCAGCCUCUCCCUGCUACUUUAUUUAUUAUUGAGAUUUAUUAUCCAUCCUUCCGUCUGAAGACCCAGGGCAGGUUGCAUAAUAUGACAGCAUAAGGAAAACCGCAAGAAAAACAACAAUGGAACAUAAUAAUAAAAGCAGAGGCAAAUCAGUGUGACACAACGCAGGGAGUGGGAGAAGCAUCUUCUCACCUCCACCCUUCACAAGCCUGAGCAAACAGGUGUGACUGACCUGCAAAAGCUAUGCAGUGUCAGUCAUUGCAAGAUGCAUCUUGCAGUCGAAAAGGGAGGGGGGAUUAGACCCAGAGAAAAACGCCCACAUUCUGGCUAACGGGAAAUGUUCUAUGAAAAGCAUUUUUUACAAGCAGGGGCCUUGGGGAAGGGCUGUAGCUCUGUGGUAGAACAUCACCUUUGCGCACAGAAGGUCCAAGGUUUAAUCCCUACCAUCUCCAGGAAGGAGUGAGAAAGACUCUGGAGAGCUCCAAAUACCGUAGGCAAUACUGAGCUAGAUGGAUCAAUGAUCUAACUCAGUGUAAGGCAGCUUCCUAUGUUCCUAAUAAGUUUUAAAAGAGGUGUGCCUGCUCUGUGUUUUGCAUAUAUGUCAUAUUAUGUCAUGGUUAUGAUUUACUAUAUUUACAAAGCACCAUUUGUUGCAGAAACAUGUGGGACCCAUUCAAAGUACAUGAGAGCUGUUUAUCCAACCAAAACCUUUGUAAACCACUAUACUAUUGUCACUGUAAGUACUUUUUGUGUGUGCCUUUUUUGGUCGCCAUUACUUCUGCUGUGUCGCUAUUGUUUUAAAAGCUAGGUGCUUUAUUUCAUUUCUAAAAAUGUUUCUAUCCCACCUUUCUGCUCUUAACAAACACACAGUGAACAACAUUAGAUUCCCACCAAACUGUAAUAAUGAUCUAACAAGAAUCUAAAACAACAGCAAAGCAGAAGAAAGUAAACACCAGCUUCUUCAUUCCCAAAAGGUCCACCUAAAGAAAACAGAUUUGUUUUGGUACUAGAAUGAUAGCCCAUUUGAUGAGAGGUGGAAGCAGGACAUAGGAAUAUGUGUUUGGCACAGGCGAUUGACGUCCCUCCUUAUGGAAAUUUCACUGCUGUGUCUCUAGAGCCUUAGACUGCAUGCACAGCAUACAUUUAAAGCACACACACUAGGAUUCCUGGGAACUAUAGUUUCUUAAGGGUGCUGGGAAUUGUAGCUAUGUGAGCUUCCUAGGAUUUUUGUGUGUGGGGGGGUGUCCUUUAAAUGCAGGUGCAUAUACAGUCUAGGGCUUUAAUUCUAAGCAGGCUUACUUUUUGUUGUUUAGUCGUUUCCGACUCUUUGUGACCCCAUGGACCAGAGCAUGCCAGGCACUCCUGUCUUCUACUGCCUCCUGCAGUUUGGUUAAACUCAUGUUCAAGAACACUGUCGAACCAUCUUGUCCUCUGUCAUCCCCUUCUUGUGCCCUUGAUCUUUCCCAACAUCGGGGUCUUUUCAAGGGAGUCUUCUAUUCUCAUGAGGUGGCUUACUAGUCAUUUAGAAAUCUGUAGUACAGACUUCUAAGGAAACAUUCAUAGGACUUCACAGUUAAAGCUCUCUUUUGCAAAAUGAUAGUUAGGAGCAAAUAAGGGGUGAUUAAUCCAUGCAUGUAUCAGGUAACAAUCUUACUUCUGUUUGUUGAAACCAGAAGGUUGAAACCAAAAGUUGCUGCUAGGUAGAGUAUUUCAGUUCAGCCAGCCAGCCAGCCAUGCCCUUUUCUGUGAUGUACCAUUCCACCUCCUGUCUCACCCAGUUCCCCAGUCCUGUUGCCCCACUUAUUCUGUCAUGCUAGGCUGUUUUCGUGGCUUUCUCUCACCUUGGUUUGCUGUUUUUGCUUUAGUUCUAAAAACCUUCUGCAAGCCUGCUAACAGGUCCCUCUGGUGUUUCAAGAGUGCAGUUUUGGCUACACAGAGAUGGGCAGUUGGACUGCUAAAUUCAUUGUUAGUGGACAAUAAAUGUUAAAAAGAAAUCAGACAUCGGGGUUGACAUUAGCAGCAUUAGCUUCUAGUGAUGCGAUCCAAUGUACAUAGCAAAACACAGAGUACACUCAGUUUGUGUUUUCUUUCCCCAGGGUUUGUACCCAGAAUCCCAUGGCAUCAUUGACAACAACAUGUACGAUGUAAAAUUAAACCAGAACUUUUCGCUUUCUUCAGAUACCAAGAAUAAUCCUGCAUGGUGGGGUGGUCAACCUGUAAGUGCCAUUUGCUGUUUCUCAAUUUGCUCCCCACUUUACAUGUGAAUGAGGUGGACAGGUGGAUAGACAGAUAAAAUUGCUUUCUCUCAUACAGUGACUCCAAGUCGUUCUUGGAGGGACAAGCCCAGCAGGGGAUGCUGGGGAACUCCUGUUCAAUGCCCUGGCCAGUGUGAUGCCAUAAUUCGGCACCCCCUCCUCUCGUCUUCCAUUCUACAACAUAGUUGUGGUGCCCACUGUGGUACCCCUGAAGCUCUGUAACCAGUCACACUCUCCUAAAUCUGCCUCUGCCCUGGUCAUUGGCCUCCGGUAUCCCUCGGGGUCCUAUCCUGUCCCCAUGCUAUUUAACAUUGACAGGAAGCUGCCCAGGGAUUGGGGGUUCAGUGCCACCAAUAUGCAGAUGACACCCAACUCUAUCUCAAUCUGAGGAAGCUGUUUCAGUGCUAAACCAGUGUGUGGUGUCAGUAAUCGACUGGAUGAGGAUGUAUCUAUGCAAGAUACAGGUUAUCCUGAUCAGUCAAAGGCUGACCAAGGAUUAGGGAUCCAAUUUGUGCUGGAUUGCAUUACACUCAAGUUCACAACUUAGGUGCACUCCUGGAUUCAAGCAUGAGCCUAGAUGCUCAGGUUUUAGUAGUGGCCAGCAUUACAUUAGCACAUUUUAAAACUAGUGUGCCAUCUGCACCUGUUCCUAAAGAUGUCUGAUCUGGCUACAUGCCUUAGUUACAUCCCAUUUGGAUUACAGUAACAUGCUGUGUAUGAGGAUGCCUUUGGAAAGUGUUUGGAAGCUUCAGUCCAAAAGGCUGAGAUGAGAUUUCUGAUUGGAGCUGGUUACAGGCAGAACAGACACUUCCUGUGACUACUUGUCCAUUUCCUGGCACAAUUCCAAGUGCUGGUUAUAUUUGGCUUGGGUCCAGGCUAUCUGAAGACCUGUAUCUCCAUAUAUGAGCUUGCCCAGGCUUUGAGAUAAAUCACUAAAUGUGCCUUCUCUGCCACCGUCUCCUCCUCCUCCUCUUCACCGCUUGGUAGUUACCUUUGGGGACAUUUGCAGGAGAUACAAAAAUGUAUCAAAUUGGGCAAGAAAAAUAAAAUGCUAUUCCAAGGCUCUAUGGUGGCAUGGCUCUAUGGUGCUUCUGAAGCCUUGCAACCAGCUUGCUUCACCUCAGACCAUUCAGGUCCUGGAUUGCCUCAGGCUCUGAGGUAGCUCAAGGGAAUGUUUGCCUUUGAUUCAUCUGCCAUUGGAGGGGAAUGUGUAGACCUAGUAGCUCACUCACUCAAAGUCCACAUAGGAUAAAAUAGUUUUGUUGAAAUGAUUGAGAUUGAACCAACAUUGCAACCCCUUAAUGACAAGCAGUUCCCUAGCAAAGGUGCUUCUUCAAAAAAGACCUUGUAUCUCACAGUUAUUAGCAUGAUUUUAGCAUGUUGAUUGGGGUUCCCUCAAGACCUUGGGGCAUGGAGAGUUUUAAAUGAGUUUGUGCUAUUAAGAUGAAGAUCUAUGUUUCAGAUACUGAAUCUGUGUAUCUUCUUGCAGAUUUGGCAUACAGCAAUGUUUCAAGGGUUGAAAGCUGGCACCUACUAUUGGCCUGGAUCCGAUGCAAAAAUCAAUGGAACAUACCCUAAUAUCUUUAAGGUGUACAACAAGUAAGUUGGAGUUUUAAAAAAAGAAAAAGAAAUUGUUGUUGUUGUUAUAUCCUACCUUUUCCCCUGACAGGGACUCAAGACAUCUUACAGCUAAAAUUUCAUUUCAUUCUAUUUCUUUCUAUUUCUAUUCUCUCCCUCACAUAUUUUUUCGUUACAACAUUCCUUUGAGGUAAGGAGGCUGAGAGGCUGUAAUUGGCUCAAGGUGACAGGUGUAUUUGUAUAUGCCGUAUACACAUACAGGGGGAACUUCCUCAUGUAGAAUAGAAUGUCCCUAUUUUCAUGUGAGAAACGUUAGGGGGGCAUGAAAUCUAGACACCACAAGUUCCCUGUUCCUGGUCUGCAUCAUUGUUCUGUUGCAGAAUAAAUUUCCCUGAUGGCUAAAUAAUAACAAUUAUUAUUAUUAUUCUUUGCAGGUCAGUUACAUUUGAACAAAGAGUUACAGAGCUGCUGAAGUGGUUUGAACUCCCAAAAUCUGAAAGGUAACGGUUUAGGAAGCUUUUGGCAGUGCUUUUGUUCUUGUGAAAUGUUUGAAAUGUUUAUCAAGCCUAUUUACUAUAUACUAAGGAUCUUUUGCCAGGGUGUGUGUGUUUUCUGCAACCUUUCUUUUUACCUAGGUUUUAUCUGGAGGGUUUUCAAUAUAUGUCGUCUCUUUUUGGGCAGGGUGGGAUUUGUUAGAUCUGUCUCGAUGUAUUUUGUUGGUUCUUAUUCUGUUUUGGUUAAUAUACUUCAUUUUAAUGUUCUGUACUACUUUUGUAAGGCACACAUCCAGCUGGUGCUUUCUGUUCUAAAAAAAAGUUUAACCUCGUGGACAUUUCUGCACCUUCCUUUGAGUGAAGGCUGGCCAAGAUUCCUUUCCACGCAGUCACAAUGCACUUUUCUUUUGAACUCUAGGCCUGAUUUCUAUACAUUGUACAUUGAGGAACCCGACUCAGCAGGACAUGCAUAUGGACCAGAUCAUAGUGAAGUAAGUUUUUCUUUUUCCAAUCCUAUAAGCCAUAAAUAAACAUGUAGGAUACACAAACCACAGUCAUGUGACAUAGCUUGCAAUGUGGUUAAGUUGAGCAUCAGCUAGGAACUGAUGAGAUUCCUGCAUCACAGAGGGUUGGACUAGAUGACCCUCCGGGUCCCUUCUAUGAUUCUAUGAACUAACAUAUUUUACACAGCCCAUCAUCCAACCUCCUAACACACCAGAGGACCAGGCAGUAAGGGUGUAAGCAGACAAAGUGGAUGUAAGCAUCAUAAUCUAGCUAUACUGGAGUGGGUUGGGGUUUUCCAACAGAAAACAAGUAUGGGGAAGAAAAAAAUAGGCUACUCUCCCUCUACUCCAUUGUCCUAAUCAGGAUUGGGGCUCUACGUGACUGUACCCAGAGAGCAGAACCUGGAGAUUGUUACAGUAUAUUAUAGUCCACUGUGCAUCCUAAAAGGAUUGUGUAAUAUUGAUGAUAAUAUACAUCUUGUUCUGAUUAACCCAAUACACAAGAAUCUCUGAAUAUGAAUGAAUUGAUGUACUAAAUGGGACUCCAGUUCAAAAAUACCUUUAAAAACACCAGGAGGCAAUAGAGAAAAAAAAAUUCAAAAGUAUGCUUGUUCUGUGUUGUCCCAUAUUCUGUUAUGGUAUACUUGAUCUUGAACACACUUUGAAGGGGAAACACUAUUGAAAUCUUUUCUCCUUUUGUUUUAGACGGGUAAAGCCUUACAAAAGGCAGAUGAGACCCUGGGAAUGUUAAUGGAAGGUCUAAGACAAAGAAAAUUGGACAAUUGUGUCAAUAUCAUACUUGUGGCUGAUCAUGGUAUGACUGUUUUGUUCUUCCAUCAUUAGGUGCUAUCAUUAGGCAGGGUGAGGCAACCACCUCAGGCAACAGAUGCCUGAGGAGGGAAGGAUGGCAAGAUGUGUUCAGAGGACAGAGCUGUAUGUGCCUUGUGGUCUGCCUGAACCCCCUAACCUUAGUCUACAGCUCACAGGGGUGCUGGGGGAUGCUGUCCCAUCACUAGUGUUGAAGUAAGAUUCUCAUCUGGUUGGCUGCUCAGGGAAUGGGCGGGGUGAGCAGGACGUUAUCCUGCCCUUUGCCUCAGUCAACAAAAUAUCUUGGGCCAGCCCCUUUUGUGUCUCAGUAUAGAGCUUUAUUGAUCUUGCAAACUAAUAAUAAAAGUGGUUUUCCCAGCCACUUUGAACAGCUCCCAACAGAAUAUUAAAACAGAAUAAAACAUCAAAGUUUAAAAUCUUCUCUAACAGGGCUCCCUUCCGAUGUCUUGUAAAAGUCAGAUAGUUGUUUAUUUCCUUGACAUCAGAUGGGAAGGCGUGCCACGGGACAGGCACCACCACUGAGAAGGCCCUCUGCCUGGUUCCCUGUAACCUCACUUCUCGCAGUGAGGGAACCGCCAGAAGGCCCUUGGAGCUGGACCUCAGUGUCCGGGCUGAAUGAUGGGGGUGGAAAUGCUCAUUCAGGUAUACUGGACCAAGGCUGUUUAGGGCUUUAAAGGUCAGCACCAACACUUUGAAUUGUGCUCGGAAACGUACUGGAAGCCAAUGUAGGUCUUUCAGGACUGGUGUUGUUGUCACGGUCUGGUCUACGGGCGAUCAAAUUCCCAGCUGAGGACUUCGGGACCGGGGGCAAGAUGGUGUGGUGGGAGCAGGAACGAGAGUCCAGAGGGUCAGGAAGCAAGGAGUCCCGAAGUCAAGGGUCCGAGGGUCGAGAAGCAAGGAGUCACGAAGUCAAGGGUCCAAGGGUCAAGAAGCAGGGAGUCAGGAAGCCAAGGUCUGAGGAUCAAGAAGCCAAACGCAGCAAGGCAGGAAACGUGUUGCUGUGGCAAAGAGCCAAAGGGAAAUGCUGACCUUACAUCCCUUCCCGGCUCUUGCCACCAGGUGCAGUGAGUUACCAAGUGGCCUCACCUGCACCUUGCCUCUCCAGAACAAACUUAGGAAGGCCCCAGUCCUGCGAAGCCCUACUGGUCACAGGGCCUGGCUCCUGCACGUACCCCUGAUAGUUGUAUGGUCUUGGCGGCCACUCCCAAUAUUUGUUGAAUAGUUUAACCAUCUCUUUUCUUUCCUUAGGCAUGGAUCAGACAUUAUGUGAGAAGAUGGAAUUCAUGACAGAUUAUUUUGAGGACGUUAAUUUUUAUAUGUACGAAGGACCGGCACCUCGUAUUCGAUCAAGGAAUAUUCCAAAAGACUUCUUUUCAUGUAAGCGUUGGACAUAGGAUGAUAGAUCCAUAGAAUUAGAGAGCUGGGAGGGAUCUAGGGCUUGCAGACCAUCUAGCACAAACCCCUGCUCAGAACAGGAAAUCUAGAGCAUCCUCAGCAGAUGGCUGUCCAUCCAUUGCUGAAAAGACCAAAAGGAGUGAGGGAGAACUCAACAUCCCUCUGGGUCAUCCUUUGACAACCCAGUACCCUUCAGAUGUUAUGUGCUACAAUUCCCAUCAGCCCUGUAGCGUAACUGCCAGUUAGCUGAAAUCCACUCUGCCAAUGCUGCUUUCUGGAUGCAGCCCAACAGAUAGGACUGGAACCAACUGUAGCACAGUUCCCCCAGCUCCCAUUUCAUGGUAUCAGUCCAGGAGGAUACCAUGGUCAAUGGUACCAGAAGCUGCAGAGAAAUCAAGGAGCAGAAGCAAAGUCACGCUUGCUCACCCCACUCCUUGUAAAAGUCACCCAUCAGGGCAAAAAAGCAUGACCCAGUCCCACAGCCAAGCUUGAACCCAGAUUGGGUUCUUAAAUUCUUACAAAAUGUCAAAACGGAUUAAAGGGGUUGGAUAAUUAUAUGUAAUUUUGAAUCCAGAGUCUAAUGUUUUGAUUUUUUCCCAAACAGUUGAUUCAGCAGGCAUUGUUAAAAAUCUUACGGUGAGUAAGCAUUUAAUCUCUCAUUUUCCUUGUAGCUUUAGUAAGAAAACAGCAAGUAUAUUAUUAUUAUUAUUAUUAUUAUUAACAGUACAUUUGUAUAUUGUACAUUGUCAACUGCCCUGAGAUCUAUGGAUGAAGGGGGCUUCAUCCAUAGAUUUCAGGGCAGUUCACAGUGUAGUUGAAGCAUUUUUUUUUCCAAAGUGUAAUUUCUGCAGUAGACUCAUGUUGUUUUCUUUGGCAGAUGUGCUACAUGUAACCUAUAUCAAUAUAUAGAUCACAGUUUUUUAUAGGGGUUAGGAUAAAUAAUUUUAAAUGUGCAAAUACUGGUAUAUAUCAAUUAAGGUAGCAUCCUAACUUUGUUCUGUGGAACACAGCCAUGAAUUUCUGUUAGGAAAAUCAGCACACUGCCAUCGGUAAGAACUUUUGUGACUCCUGUCUGGUGUUUUCAUGAAGGAAUUACAGCAUACCCUUUCUUCUCUGUGGUUAGAAGUAUCUAUUUGUGUCUUUGUGUUCUACAAUGUGAAGAUCUCACAAGUUCACUUUUCCAAUUUUAGUGCCGAAAGCCCACACAGCACCUCAAAGCCUACUUGACUCCAAAUUUGCCAAAGCGAUUGCACUACGUUAACAAUAUCCGUAUUGACAAAGUUCACCUUAUGAUGCAGCGGCAGUGGUUGGGUGUGAGGUAUGGUACUGAUGGUGACCUUAUCAUCAUCAUCAUCAUCAUCAUCAUCAUCAUCAUUUCUAUACCAUUUUAUAUUUUUAAGAAAAAUCUCAAAGCGGUUUACAGCAUAUUAAUACAUCCAGAAUCAAACAUUUCUGAAGAAAGUCAAAUAUAAAGUAUACAGUCAAAGCAACAUAAUUAACAGAAAAUGUUAUCUUAAAGAUUUCAAAAUAAAACAUUACAAAGGAGGUCAACUACAGAAUACAUAUUUAACACUAACAAAGUUAACAUUAAAACAUUUAAAAAAACUACACAUUGCUAAGUGAAGUCAAAUAUAAAAUGCACAUUUAAAACAGCAUAAUUAACAAGAGAAUAAAAUAUUACCAUAAGCAUGACACAGCUGUUUGGCAGGCACAAAAAGAUGGGCCAAAAGCACCCAAUAAUUAAGGUUUGUUGUCAGGCAUAGCGAUGUCCCUCCAGUCUCACCAGGAGUCUCUUUGGUAGGGCUGGGUGAGUCUGGGCCCCACCCCCUAGGCCAGGUGGACUCUGCGCCAGGGCAGGUGCUUUAUCUAUUCAUUCAGAUUAUACCCUUUUUUUAUAUAAAAUGUUCUGAGCGGUUUAUAAAAAAAUAUUUUAAAAGGGUAGAAACACACCAAAGAAAAAAGAGUUUCUUCCUGGCACCUACUUGCAGGGAGAGUGUGCAAGUUUCCCAGCAGCCCUUCUUCUCACUGUGACAGAGACCAGUGUCCUUUCUCUCCCUUUUGAAGCCACAGGGAAACAGAUCAUUUUUUGUCUCUUAGGCCUAGAACUGUUGAUUUAAAGCAGAGUCUGUCGUGCCCAGCGGAAGGAUGAGUAAUACGUGCUACAUACUCUAUAUUGCUUUAUUUACAGUUCAAAGCUGGUAUAUUACAGAAAGACAUCUUGCCUCUGCAAGAGCAGAAAAUGCAUCCUCUCUCCUCGACAGCUUGGAGAGAAUCACACAGUGAAAAAACAGGAAACCAGUGUACGUCACAUCCAGUCUCCCUUUCCCGUGAGAAACUCCAACAGUACAGACUGUGGAAUGUAAAACAAUGUCUCGUGACAAGCAGAGCUGCACAGUGAAGGAAAGCAGAAACCAACAUCCUCCCCCUUUCUGUGAACAUCACUGGGCAGCGUGUUUGCACAAUAUCAGUACAAACCCAACUUCUGCACAUAGGUACAGUGUUGAUCCCUUGAUACAAUCUUGGACAAUACAUCAGCAGGAAUUUCACUACCUGGCAUAUAGGACACCGUUACGAGUCCCUUCUGAAUACAUUCUCUAGCAUGCUGCAACUUUAAUUGUAAGUGCUUUGUGCUUUGCUUACAACCUUCAGACUUCAGCAAAGCCAAACAUGCUUUGUUGUCCUGGUAAACCUGGAUUGGACAUUUGACAGGAAUUUUCAUAUCUUUGCACAAUUGUACUAACCAUUCACAAUCCUUAAGUGAAUAAGACAGUGCAUUCAGUUCGGCUUCACAAGUACUUAAGCUAACUGUUGUUUGCUUCUUGCAUGACCAAUCAAACAGACCCUGAUUGUACAUGUAGCAAACUCCAGACGUACUUUUCCUGUCUGUAGCGUCACUUCCAAAACUUGCAUCUGCAAAUAUCUCAAGACCACCAGACUUCUGAUUGUUAAAUCUCAGUCUGUAAUGCAUAGUGCCUUUCAAAUACCGCGCUAUGCGUUUCAGAGCUUUCAAUCCUUGACACUAGGAUUGUUGACUUGUCUGCUUAGCAAAUUACAGCUAACAGCAAUGUCUGGUCUUGAACAUCUGGCAAUGAAGUUUAGCUUGCCUAGCACACUCCUGUACAGUGUAGUGUCAGAAAAUGCUUCUUCAGUGUCAUCUACCUGAUAACCUGUUGUCAUCGGUGUGUCUACAGGGUUAGCAUCUAUCAGAUUUAGUUUGCUUAACACAUCAGCAAUUUUCCGUGACUGGUGUACUAGAAUGUUACCAUCUUGAUCUCUCUCUAUUUCCAGAGAUAGGUAGUUGUUUACCUCACCAAGAUCUUUCAUGUCAAAGUGCUCUUUCAGUUGAGCUAGGGCGCUAUUGUACAUUGCAACAUCUUUCCAAAAGAAUAAUAAAUCAUCAACAUAAAACAAACAGUACAGUUUCUUUUGCCCCUCCUCUUUGACAAAUACACAUGGAUCAGCUUUCCUUGCUGAAAACCUAGAGAAAACAAUACUUCAGUGAGUUUUGUGUGCCAACACCGUGCACUUUGUUUGAGACCAUAAAGGGAUUUCUUCAGAGCACAAACAAAUCCCUGUUUUACCUGUACGCCAUCAGGUGGAAGCAUAUAAAGUGAUUCAUCUAGAGAUCCGUACAGAAAAGCUGUAUUAAUAUCAUGGUGACUAAUGUGUAGAUUUUCCUCUGCAGCUAGCUUGAGCAUAAGCCUAAUGCUUUCAUAUCUCACUGUGGGUGAAUAGGUCUCGUGAUAGUCUUGACCUGGUACCUGUGCAAAACCUCUGGCUACCAAUCUGGCUUUGUGUCUGACUAUCUUGCCAUUUUGAUCUGUCUUUGCUUUGAAGACCCAUUUGCUUCCAAGCAGUUUCAUUCCUGGAACUACUGGAACUAGCUCCCAUGUUUUGUUCCUUUCUAAGGAAUCAAGCUCAGCCUUCAUGGCAUUUAACCAGGGCUCAGCUUCCUUUGAAUCCAAACCCUGGAUUUCUUGGAAACUUGAAGGUUCAAAUACCUUCUUGGAGCUUUUAACAGCUGUUACUGCUAUCGUAGCAAACUCAUCAGCAAAUCUCUUUGGAGGUUUGCCUUUGUGGCUCUCUGUGACCUACGAAUUAGCCUUAAGUCUUCAACACUCUCCUCUUCCUUCUUAGGAGAAAAACGACCUAUUGUGAACAAUGGUUCCUCCAAUUCUUGAUCAGAGCUUUCAGAGGGUCGCAUAGAGGCUUUCGCACUCUCGAAAUCCUCUGAAUCACCCGAUUCAGUUUCAGAUUCAGACUCAGAACCUUCAUCAGUGGGUGUGGGCUGUUGUGGUUGCUGUUGACUAUCCUCAGUCUCAUCACCGUCAUCAGGAUAACAUUGGAAAAUUCCCACAUUCUCCCCCCACUUUGCAUUGUACUCAACACUUCUCGUGAGCUUAAUUGUCUUAGAGUCAGUCAUCAUUAUUCUGUAAGACCCUUUCUGAUAACCUAGAAAGAUACCAUGAAGUAUCUAUUUCCACCCAAAGAGGGCGUUAGUGGUCCAACCAAAUCAGCAUGAACAACCUGGUAUGGUUCUGUAGCUUUCCUACUAGACACCUUACCUUUCGCAGCCAUUUUCACCUUGUUUGCUGCGCAUGCUUUGCACUUCAUGUGGUACCUGCAGGGUUUAAUAGUCAUACCUUCAACCAAGGCAGGCAUUUUAGAUACUGCCUCAAAAUGCAAAUGACCAAAUUUUCGAUGAAAAUCGUGAAUACAUUCUGCAUGCAAACUUUUGUUAGAACCUGCAAUGCAACAAGUGUCAUCCUGCACCACAUCAUCAUAAUACAAAACAAACAAAUGAUCAACAUAUUCUGCAUGCAAUACAUAAUCAUUUUUCUUUGUGAUGAUGCACUUCUUGUUCUUGAAGGAAACGUCAAUGUUCCGCUCAUUCAGCUGUCCAACGCUGAGCAGAUUUUGUUUGGCGUCUGGCACGUAAAGCACAUUCUGUAUCGAUAAGUCCAAACUGUGAAGAACAACAGUUCCGUAGCCUUUACUGGGAAUAGUGUGGUCAUCCGCCUGGUGAAUCGCACCUUCCUGCGGUGUAAAAGACACAAACAGUUUCUUAUCGUUGCACAUGUGGUGGGUGGCCGCUGAAUCUACAACGAAGAAAGAUCUAGACGUCUUCUGGACCUCUGCAACCUUUGGAGUGAAGCGUGAAACCAUAGCCUUGUGCUGCGUUGUCCUAGACACCGGACCUUUGCCUUUGCCUCGGCCUUUUCCGCGCGAUGAGCUUUCGCUGCGCUGCUCUGUCUUGGCCCUGGGAUGUCUGCAUUCCCUCUUCAUAUGGCCUAGACGUCCACACGAGUAGCAUUUGACUGCCUUCAAAGCUUUGGCGCCAUCUGGUGGUUCCACUGCACUAUGGGAUGACGUCUGUGAAGACUCCCCUUGCCCAUGCAGCUAGCACCCGGCGAUCUGCUUCAUUUAAAAUCACGGCAGUAACAAAGUCCACUGUCAGCUGAGCAGUUGGUUGCACAGCAAUCUGGGUUGCAACAGACUCCCAACCUGAACCCAAAGAUUGUAGUAUCAUGAAAGAAUACACAGCCUCUGGAAAGUUGAGUCCUCUCUGUUGCAGCUCAUGUCUCAGAUUUUGCAUCUGCAUCAGAUGUAAACGCACAUCUCCACCUUCAGCAAGAGCCAUAUUAUGCAGCUUGUUAAAAUAAAACAUAGUGGAUCCAGCUUCUGUCCUUAAGUGAGCCUCUCUCAGAGCGUCCCAAAUUUCUCUGGCUGAGGUCUUAUCACGCAAUAGACAGAGCUCUUCUGGGGAUACUAUCAAUGUAAGAGUUCCCCUUGCUUUGGAAUCCUUAGCUUGCCAUGCAUCUGUAACUGGAACUGGGGGGGUUCCUGUAAUCACCUCAAACAAACCCUCUUUCCGCAGAAUUGCCUCUGCAUACUGAACCCAGUCGCUGUAAUUUUUCUUGUUGAGCUUAGGAACCCCACAAGCAUCCUGAAGGGCCAUCAUGACUCUGGCAUUAGCCUUCAGCGUCAUAUGCUGCUUUAAAUCUUGCUGCGUCACUGCUGCAGCUGCCUUAUCACAAAGGCACACUUAAAAGUUACUUUCGAUUUCCCCAGCAUAGUGACUUGUGCCUGGGAGCCUUUUGCCUAUUUGCAAAACCGGCUUUAAAAGUUCAAAGUCCAGCCAUAAAGCCAUUAACUUGAAGCUGGCAGGCUGCCCGGAGCAGUAGCACAUACCUCAUCAAUCACUUCUACGCGCAGAGCAGAUUCCUUUCCGAUCCGUCCCUCUGCAUUCCGAUCCUUUGCCGGCACUCCGAUUCGACCUCUGGAGUCCAUAACCACGUGUUGAUUUAAAGCAGAGUCUGUCGUGCCCAGCGGAAGGAUGAGUAAUACGUGCUACAUACUCUAUAUUGCUUUAUUUACAGUUCAAAGCUGGUAUAUUACAGAAAGACAUCUUGCCUCUGCAAGAGCAGAAAAUGCAUCCUCUCUCCUCGACAGCUUGGAGAGAAUCACACAGUGAAAAAAACAGGAAACCAGUGUACGUCACAUCCAGUCUCCCUUUCCCGUGAGAAACUCCAACAGUACAGACUGUGGAAUGUAAAACAAUGUCUCGUGACAAGCAGAGCUGCACAGUGAAGGAAAGCAGAAACCAACAAGAACUUCAUAUCUUGUCACCCCUGUGUGCCUCAGUUCCUCAGGCUCCCUUCCUGCAAAAGUGAGCUCAGGUACUGAGAUCUUUCCCUUUUCAUUCAGCCAGGCUUUGUUCCGCUGCCAGGUGAAUACCAUUUCAUUCAGCCAGCCAGUGUGAACUGCUUCUAGUUUGGCUGUUUUUUCUGCUCUGCAAUUCUAUUCUUUUAGUUUAUUUUUUUCAGUUUGAUUGUUGGGAAUAUCUCUGUAAGUCACCCUGUGAAUAUUAACUUUCUAAAUAAAUGUAAAAUUACAUAAUCAAAUCAAAACAGAAACUCACAAAAUUCCAUAUUAAUGAACCUCUUGAGAAUUACACUGACUUCCACUGAACUGACGUAGUUGUCUCAUCAUGUCAUUGAAGUUUCGCAACUCCUGAGAAUGUAGAUUUCCUUCAUUAAUAUUUCCAAAGAAAUAAAAUGAUAAAUGCAAUCAUAGGGCCAUGUGACCUGACAUCUGGACAUUUCAGCUUAGUUUUGUCAGAAUGCAGUUAGGAUAAACCAAACCAUGUCAAAUCUGGAUUUUGCAAGUACAGUGGUACCUCAGUUCUCAAACUUAAUCUGUUCCGGAAGUCCAUUUCAAAACCAAAGCGUUCCAAAACCAAGGUGCACUUUCCCAUAGAAAGUAAUGCAAAACAGAUUAAUGCAUUUCACACUUUCAAAAACAAUCCCUAAAAGAGCAAUUUAACAUGAAUUUUACUCUCUAAUGAGACCAUCAAUCCACAAAAUGAAAGCAAUAAAGAAUGUACUGCAGUCACAUAAUCAGUCAGUCAGUCAGUCAGUAGCUGAAUUGGGUUCCAUACAGUCACAAAAACAAACAAAAAGAGGCACAAAAACAAAAACACAAAAUAAAUAGCAAAAAUGGACAGACCUCAGCGUAACACUCAAAAUGGUUCAGCUUCCGAAAAAAGUUCACAAACCAGAACACUUGCUUCCGGGUUUGCAGUGUUUGGGUUCCAAGUUGUUUGAGUACCAAGGAAUUUGAGAACCAAGGUACAGCACCACUGUAUAUUUGCGAAUGGAAGCUUUUAGUCAAACUGCUGAUGAAACUUCUGAUCAAGGCAGAAUGCAGACAUUUCUGUGUAAAGACAGCAGACUCAUCAAUACCAGUUGCUGGGGAUCAGUAACGGAAGAAGGCUAUUGAGUUCAUUGCUCUGCUUGUGCAUAGUCAGAAGUAUCCUGCUGGCUACUACCUUUGGAAUACGAAUAAUCCUGAAAGGCAGAGAAGGGGAACUUGUGGCCCUAGCAGCAGCCAACAUGGCCAAUGGCUCAGGAAUGAGAGUUGCUGUAGUCUAGAAGGGCACAGGUCUGGAAGGGCACAGGCUCCCCAUUCCUUCUGCAUGGCAACACCCAUGUCUUCAUUUCACAAUCCUUGAGGAACACUGUGAUUCCUCCAUCUUCCUGCAUUAGAUCCUAACACUUGCGGGCCUUUUAGAUUUUAAAAUCAGGUGCAGACGUCUGUCCCCACCACUGCUUUCUACACAAUUGUACUGAUCUCUUGACAUCUAAUGCAGUUUGAAUUUACAAUAGCCACACAAUUCUAGGAGCGGGGAAUAAUUUGUUUUGGCAUGUGUUCAUUGUUCAACCUUGCAUAUGAAGAAUUUCCAAAGUAUCAAAAGUGCUUACAAAUAUUGGGUGUGGGUGUGUUGGAGUUAUGUGCUGAAGUUACUCCAAAUCGUUACAAAAGAUAAUUGAGUCAACAUAAAAUAUUUCCAGUAAAUGACUCCUGUAGUUUGGCAGUCUUGUUUAUUCCGUCUUGCCUUCCAAAAGUCACAGCAGUGAGUAAGCAAAAAAUUUCCAGGCAAAUGCAGUCAUUGUUAGUCAAAAUAUUGUAAAAUUUCUUUUAUGGCUCAAAGGAAAGGAGGAAAAGGUGUAAAAAAGGAAAUAAAAGAAAUAGUUCUGAAAUAUGUAAAUGAACUACACAUUUAUAAAGCUAAAUAAUUUUUAUACAACAAUUUCCAAGACGAUUAUGAGCAACUCUGUGUUUGAUCUUGUUGUCAUUUUGCUGUAGUUACCCCUUCGUUGCCGUAGUGUUUUCCGCCACAAACACAUAAUCCCCUUUCACACCCAUCCACAUGUGCUUGGGAGCUGGAGUUGGUCCUUGGCUCCCUGACAUGUGUCCUUGAGAUAUAAAGAUGAGCAUCUUUGGUUCUCACUCUUCCUCUUUGCUACUCAGAACCCAGUUGCAACUCUGGUAUGCAGACAUCUUAGCUGCACAAAGUGUGGAGCCACUCCAAAAUACAACACUUCCCUGACACACUUAAGGUAAAGGUAAAGGUACCCCUGCCCGUACGGGCCAGUCUUGCCAGACUCUAGGGUUGUGCGCUCAUCUCACUCUAUAGGCUGGGAGCCAGCGCUGUCCGCAGACACUUCCGGGUCAUGUGGCCAGCGUGACAAGCUGCAUCUGGCGAGCCAGCGCAGCACACGGAACGCCGUUUACCUUCCCACUAGUAAGCGGUCCCUAUUUAUCUACUUGCACCCAGGGGUGCUUUCGAACUGCUAGGUUGGCAGGCGCUGGGACCGAACGACGGGAGCGCACCCUGCUGCGGGGAUUCGAACCGCCGACCAUGCAAUUGGCAAGUCCUAGGCGCUGAGGUUUUACCCACAGCACCACCUGCGUCCCAUCCCUGACACACUUACUAAUGGCGUAAGAUGUGAAGAGUGCUACUGUUUUAUUUGAAUUUGUCUCCACAUUUCAAUGUUGAUAGUUUCUAAGGCAGAUGGCAAGUUUAAAACACAAAUAAAAACAGGAAAAAAGCGGGAAAAUAAUACGAGGACAUAGCACCAGAUGAGCAUCUCUGGUGAGAGUUCCAUAUGUUUGCUGCUGCUUUAGUAUCAUUUUAUCUUGGUUAGGUCUUUCUUCUUCCUAGAAUAAUACCAUCCAAUCAGAAACCAUGCCGUUAGUGAAUGUGAUGAUGCCGCAGUGCUAUUUGGCUGUGGGAAUAUAUCAUUGAGAUCAAAUUAAUCCCAUUCAGGGGACAGUAACUUCCUGAAUAGGUAGAGUAUUUUCAUACAAUCACCCUUUCGAAGCAGAAUUAUUGACAAAAAUUGCUGAAGGGAGUGCCUUUUGACAUUGAUUGCAAAAAUAGCCUCUUCUCUAGAGUCAGCUCUUAUUUGAAAUAAUAUUUCUUGUUGAAGCUUACAUGUUAGUUCAAUAUCUGUCUUUUUUCAGGUCUAAAAGCUAUACACAUUGUGGGGGUGGUAACCAUGGCUUUGACAAUGAGUUCAAAAGUAUGCAGGUAAGGAUUUUUUUAAAAAUAAAUAGAAAAACCUAUUUAUCUGUUAUUUCCUGUAAGCAUUUGCCACAGAAUCAACUCCAACAUUUCUCAUGUCCUGCAUGGGUGUUGUUUUACACUAAUACAUGACUUACAAUCCAUGGGCCAGAGGGUGUGUUGAGUAGAUGCACCACCAAAAUGUGAAGUGUGUUGUGAGUCCUCUUUGAGGGUAAAGGAACUACUUGAAGGCUUAUGUCAAAUCAUAAAACCCUGGGUUGCUUAUGCACCCAAAAUUGUCUAAGCUAGACUGUUAAAAAUUGCUUUUUUCUUCUGGAAUAAACCACAUGUCUCUAAUCAGUAAUUUCUCCCAUGUAUGGCUUGAGUCAAACUUUUGCUAAACUAGCUUUAUUUUAUUGUUUUAAACAAAUUUGCUGAAAGCUAUUUAGUAACACCAUUUUUGUUAUGACUACCCAGGCCAUCUUUGUGGCACAUGGACCAGGAUUUAAAGAAAAAACUGAGGUGAAGCCUUUUGAAAACAUUGAGGUUUACAAUUUAAUGUGUGGUGAGUAUUAACUAGAUUAUGUCUGUUUUGCCACCAAUAGUUUUAAGACUGGAGCAAAGUAAACUGAACUCAGUAUGCAGAGAACAUUUAAUUGCUACACAAAACAUAUUGUACUACUUCAGGACAUAAUGCAAACAUAUAUGGUGGAGUUCAGACAGGUACCCUGAGGUUAUAAUCCUUCUUCCUAUGUGGUAGGUGUACUGAGGAACAGAAUCGCUGUUCUGUAUUUUGUAUUAUGAAAAGCAGGCAUAUCCACUGCUCUGACUUCCAGAUUGGGACAUCUACAAAGAACGCAACUGCACAGUAGAUUCCAUGGCCCUUCAUCCCAUGCGUACAUGGUGUGGCUCUCUGUAUUUAGAGGACAUCCUCCUGCCAGUGAUGGCAGCCAUGUUUUUCUUCUUCAGCUUUAUGCACAGAGAAAAUAGUUCUGCUUAACUCAUAGGGAGGACAGGUUUUGGAAGUCAACAGUAGGGAGGCAAGCAUUUCCACAGCUGAAGCUGUGAGGGCAUAAUCAAAGGAAUGUACUGAAAUGAUAUGGCCAAAGCUGGAGUGUACUACUUAUGCAGCCUAACUUAUGCAGACCCAAUCAACCCAUUAACAGUGCAUGUAGUUGCCCUGUAACCAUGGCUGGCCCUCAUGUUUGGCUGAGGGAACGAACAUGGGACAGCAAGAUCAUGUGGGAAAUGACCACAACAGUAGAAGGAAAAGUAGUAUUGGCAUGACAGCUUUCUUCAUGAGUGAUUCAUAGGAACACUACAAAGCUACCUCAUAUGGAGCCAAACCAUUGGUCCAUCUCACUAAGUAUUGUUUACAUUAACAGUGGCUUUCCUGGGUUUCAGGCUGGGGACAUUCGCAACCCUACCUGGGUAUACCAGAUUUUAAACCUAGAACCUUCUUUAUGCAAAGCAGAUGCUCUAACAUGCAGUUCCAUCCCUUUCCCAAAAGCACCAUGACAAUUUUUCAUUGAAUUUUACAGUGGUAAGGUAUAGAGUCUAACCAGAGAAGACGCUACCAUGCCACACAGCACCGUAUCAAUUUGACCCUAAAACAUUCCAGUCAAUAACCCGGUGCAUUCUUCUCAAGAAUCAAAGCAGCUGGCAAAGACGGCAAUGUUGGGUUCUUUAGCAGGAAAUCCUCGUGCAUUUUUAUUAACAGCCAAGUUUACAUCACCUAGCGGAAAUUAGCUCUUGUUCAAGUUAAGCCUUGCACAGAGCCCGCCCGAAAGAAAUCAUUUUCACUUUCCGUGACAGAUCUGCUUAAGAUUACGCCAGCAGCAAACAAUGGUACACAUGGUACCUUGAAUCACCUACUGAAGGUUCCUUUUUACACUCCAUCACCUGCGAAAGAAGAGUCAGCUCCUUCUUUAUGCCCCAUGAAUUCCCCCGCAUCACCAGAUGUUUCUGGAUGUGUCUGCAGCUUGGUAAGUCUGAACACGAUCAUUAACUCCUAAAAUGGUUAGACAUUCAUUUCCCACCCCUCACCCAAAAGCAAGAAGUAGUGAUAGCCACCAACUUGGAUGGCUUUAAAAGAGGAUCGGAAAAAAUCGUGUAGGAUAAAGCUACUAACCACAUUGUCUAUGGGUUACCUCUGCUGUUCAAAACAGGGGUGAGUGCUGUAGCACUCAGGGCCUUUAUAUGGGCUGCCCAUUGACAUCUGGUUGGCCACUGUGGAUGCUGGGUUAAUGACCUUAUCCAGCAAGCUCUUUUCAUAUUCUUGUGGGGUUGUUUUUUUAAACUGAACUUUUAAAAUGUGAACUAUUCAUUUGUGAAUCAUGUUUUACAUGUGCAUCAAUGGGGUUUCUAUACAAAGAAUAAGAAUUUAAGGAUGCCGACACAGGAGUGAAAACUCCUCCGGUCGCUGAUGUUGGGAAGGAAGGCAGGAAGGGGGGAAAUGCAGGUUUCUCUCUCUCUCUCUCAGGCUUCCUUCUGCAGCAGUGGGUGUUUGGGGCUCCUGCAAGGGAAGGGGGAAAGCAGGUUCACAAGGUAUAAAGGUGGGAGGUUUUGAAAGGUGUGGUGGGUUUGAUAUGGGCUGGCUACUUGGUGGGGUUGGCAAGUGAAGAAAGCAAUGGCAGCAGUUCCUUGCACUUUUGUCUGUCUGCUUGUUUUUAGAUAACCGAUGUAAAUGUGAUAAAUGAAAGAUUGAGGCUCACUGAUGAAGCAAGUGAGUAUUGCUGCUACUCCUUUUCCAUCCAUCUGUUGUGGCAGCGGAGGGCAGGUGUUGGGGCCUCAGAUUAACAGUCUCCUAAACUCCCCUCAAGCAGCUGAAUAGUGACAGUGGGUAGGGAAGUAUUUGGGGACCCCAACCCUUCUCAAAGGUGUUGUUGGACUCCCAUCAGCCCCAGCCACCAUGGCCAUUGGUCAGGGAUGAUGGCCCAACAGUAUCUGGAGGGCCACGGGUUUACCACUCUCCGGGCUAUAGGGUAGGGGAGUAUGCAAGGAAAGCAGCAGACAGGGAAAAGGCAGAAGUAGAGGGCAAGUUGUUUAGCUGAAUGUGUAAGAUGAAGUGGUGGAUACAGUGGUGCAGUGGUUAGAGUGCUGGACUAGAACCUGGGAGGCCAGGGUUCAAAUUCAUACUUGGCCAUGAAGCUCGCUGGGUGACCUUGGGCCAGUCACUGUCUCUGGUUAAAUACGGACAGGGAAAACCAUAUGCACCACCUUGAGUUCAUUAGAGAAAAAAGGUGGGAUAUAAAUGCAAUAAAUAAUAAAAAUUUGAACCAGAAACAAGAUAAGUUUGGCAGAGAAUAUACUAGGCAGCAGCUUGCCCAAAAUUUCAAAUAAUCUUUAUACCCAUGCUCCCCUUUUCAAAUUUAUUGGAAAGCAAAGACUCUGAAUAAACACAUGUAUUUCAUCAUAACUUCUCAAAAAGACUGUAUUCAGUUGCUGCACACCCACCAAAGCCAUCCCCCCUCCCCCCAGGUCAUCACAUAAAUGUGGAACUCAGUAAUUAUGGUUUAUAUUCUAGAGAAGACGUCCGAAGCUUCUAAUUUGCCUUAUGGUAGACCCAAGGUCUUACAGAAAGAGAAUACCUAUUGCCUCCUUCACCAGAAUAAAUAUGUGAGUGGAUACAGCCAAAACAUCUGGAUGCCACUAUGGAGUUCUUAUACUGUCAACAAACCAGUAAGUUUUCAGAUUUAUAUACCUUUUGAAGUGCAAUGAAAGGCCAUACACGGGGAAGGGCUAUAGCAAAACUGCUCAUUGCAGGAACAUCAGGCAGUUAUCACUGUGUUCGUGUGUUUGUAAAAUGGGCCAGGCAGCAGCUGCUCAGACUGAGUGGUUGUUGGUCUGCUUUGGGGGAAGAUGGUACUUAGUGUACGAUCAGGGUUACCAAAUUGCCAUUGGAAAAGCUGCAGCUUAAUGGCAGAGCAACAUUCUUUGCAUGCAAAAGAAUGCAAUCCAUAGAUAGGGCCAGGAAAACCCCCAAUAUGAAACCCCAGAGAACUACUGCCAGCCACCUUGAGAGCCAGGUUAGGAUCUGGGAGACCUGAGUUCAAAUCCUGACUUAGCCAUGAAAGCUCACUGGGUCACCUUGGGCCAGUCCUUGUGUCUCGGCCUAACCAACCUCUUAGAGUUGUUGUGAGAAUGAGAUGGGAGAGCGAGAGUCAUGCAUGCCACCUUGGACAGAUUCCACGAACCCCAGUUCACUUAAUACUGUAGCAGCUGGGCAAGCCAAAACACCAAGCCCACAUGAACUGGCACUGGCAACCUGAGCAACAGAACUUUAUGAUUCUGCAAUAUGUGUACUUUGCUUUUUGAGCUAGCAGGGGGAGCACUUCACUGCUGGGAAGAAAUUCAAAGGGGAGGAGAACAGAGGAAUGAGUCACUGCUUGCAGCAGGACUCCUGUCCAACCUCCACCCUGGCAUCAAUAGUACCAGGUUAUUCUGGUAGCUGAGAGAGAAGAGCGGCAAACACCAGGGAACAGCUUUUCCCAGAUGGCAAGCGGCUUCUAAUCCUCAAUGAAAUUGCUGGACUGGAGAUUCAGGAGACACAAAAGGCUGUACUUUUUCAUACAAUACAUAAUUAACUUACAAGACACUGUGGUGGCCUCUAGCUUAGAUGGUUAUGAAAGAGGAUUAGACAAAUCUGGGGGAGAUAAUGUCUAUUAGUGGUUUUUAGCUAUCACGGCAACAUAGAGUCUCCCUUUUCAGAGGAAGUGUAUCACUGAAUGCUAGUUGCUGGUGGGACAACAGUGGAAGAAAGUUAUUGCCUUCAUGUCCUGCAUGCAUACUUCCCAGAGGCAAUGUCCUGCCUGGCCACAGUGGGAAACAGCAUUCCCUAGAUGGACUUUUGAGCUGAUCUUUUCUUGUAAUCCAGAAGUGGGAAACCUUUGGCCCCUUCCUGCUAUGUCUUGAUCAGAAUCUUACACCUCUGGUAUUCAUGAAUUAAUCUGGUGUGGGUUUACAUAGAACAUGGCUGGCUGAUGCAUCUGUGGCCUUCCAGAUGUUGUUGAACUCCAGCUGUCAUCAGGCCUUGCCAGCACGGCUAAUGGUCUGGGACUAUGGGAGCUGGAGUCCAACAACAUCUGGAGUGGGGCACAGGUUUCUCACCCCUGAUCCUGAUUACAUUAGGAGAGAUGCUUAAAUAAAUGCAUAACCUCUCAUUUUAAAAAUUAUUUUUGCACAAUACACAGCUGGCUCAAACCCACGCGAAAGGAGCGUGUCUGUUUCUUCUGCUUCUCAUCUCUGAUAAUAAUCUCUUAAGGCUUGUUUUUUGGCACAAGGAAAAUGACCUCAUUGCAGAGGGAGCUUUUUUUGGCAUCCAUUUAUACUUAGACAGCACAACAGUUCCACAACGUGAAGCAUCUGUUGCCAUACUUUAGGGAGACUGCAGCGGGAAUGGAGUUGUCCUGGGAGACCUAAGCCAGCCCAGAAAAGCCAGGUGGCAUCAUUGUGGUAAACAUCAGAACAUAUGACCAUAGGUCUGCCUAGUCCAGCCUCUCACACUGCCUAACCACCUGCCUAGUUAAACUGUGGAAUUUGCUGUCCCAAGGUACAGUGUUGGCCACCAAUCUGGAUGGCUUCAAAAUGAGAUUAUUUGAAGCUGUUUAAGCUAUCAGUGACUGCUAGUAGUCAUAAUGGCUGUGGUGUACCACCAGUUCCAGAUGAACACCCAAGUAGGGAGAGUGCCUGUUGCCUUCAGGUUCUGUUUGUGGGCUUCCCAUGGGCAUUGGGUUGGCCACAUAGCUGGACUAUAAUAGCCCUUUGGCCUGGACCAGCAGGGCUGUCACAGUCUGGGUUACGGGCAGUCGGAGUCCUGGCUUGGUACGUCGGGGCUGGGAAGCAGGAAUCAGCAGUCCAGGGUCAGCAGUCCAGGAGUCAGGAGGCCAAGAGUCCAAGGGUCAGGAAACCAGGAGUCAGGAAGCUGAGGGUCCAAGAGUCAGGAUUCCAGGAGUCGGGAAGCCAAAGCACAGCUAGGUGGGUAGCAUGUUGCCAUGGCAAAGAGCCAGAGGGAAAUGCUGGCCUUAUAUACUCCUCCUGACCCUUGCCACCAGGUGCUACGAGUCUUCUGUCAAGCCUCACCUGUGAGGCCGCACCUUGCCCUUCCAGGCCAAACUCAGGAAGGCCCUAGUCCUGCGAGGCCCUACCAGUCACAGGGCCCGGCUCCUGCACGCACUCCUGACAAGUUCCAUGUUCUGAACCUCGCAAGCAGGGCAGGAGAGCAAUUGCACUCUUCUGCUACUGUUCCCCCAUAACUGGUAUUCAGAAGCACACUCCCUCUCUGAUCUGUGGCAAACAAAACAUACAGCAUUCCCACCCAGCCUUCCUCUUUCUGCCUUGGCUCUCGCCUUCUUUCUGAUUAUUACCAGCACUUGUGAAUCAGUGAAGGAGAAUUGGAUCAAACGGAAGGGCUCAGCCCUCUGGUCUGCUUUUCUGACAUUACAGUGGUACCCCGGGUUACAUAUGCUUCGGGUUACAUACGCUUCAGGUUACAGACUCAGCUAACCCAGAAAUAUUACCUCAGGUUAAGAACUUUGCUUCAGGAUGAGAACAGAAAUCGUGCUCCGGAGGUGCGGCAGCAGCAGCAGCAGGAGGCCCCAUUAGCUAAAGUGGUGCUUCAGGUUAAGAACAGUUUUAGGUUAAGAAUGGACCUCCGGAAUGAAUUAAGUACUUAACCCGAGGUACCACUGUAUCUGAGAGGACCCUAGAAGCGGUCCAGCAAAAGCAAAUUUGCAGAGGUGGCACCAGAGGCUGCUGAGACCCCCUGCUUUAAACCGGAUGCUUCUUUGGCCACCCUCCAAGCUUCCUGGUGGCACUUUCACAUACAUGCAGCUCUGUUUUGGUCCUUAUAUUCACUCCCACAGAAACCAUUGCCACAGAGCAGGCAAAUGAGAUGAGAGUUUGGAGAGGGUGGGGAGUGAGGGCUUUAUGGGGCUAUAUCCAGCUUGCUGACCAGGGGUUUACUACUCCAGUUUUUAAAAAGCAGCAUUUCAAUAGUGGUAGUUUUAUUUUCAAUCCAUUUCCUAGUGAUUCCCAACAUAGAAUUUACUUUUUCCUCACAGCACACAUAAUGUUUUACCACAUCCUGAAGAUGUAUUUUUGAUGGCAAAUACAGUUCAAUGUAACUUGAUGCCAUUUAUUUAUUUAUUUUCAAUUCACCAAGCCUGGAAAGAACCGUUUGUAGCUCUUCAUCAUUCCUUUUUGUCUUUACUACCCUGAAUUAUUUACAGAACUGUUAUCUGCAAAUGUGGCUGUUUCACUGUUCACUCCUAACCUUAGAAACAAGUUAAAAAGCACCAGUCUUAAUAGACACUGCCAGAGAACUCAUGAUGUAUUUUUUUAAAAAAUGGUUGCCCUUAAUGUUUUUAGUGACAAUGUAAUAUUUUAGCUAGAUAAUUUGAAGGGGUUUUUUUUUUUCAACACAGUGGAGAAAAUAUUCUAGAUAGAGGUUUACAAUGCUUUUCAUAAGGUAUGAAAAAGAAGCCAGCACUUCUUGAAGUAGGUGUGUACAAAGAGUUUUGAUGCUGAGACAUCAAUAAAAAUGUCAUUAGCUCUAGGAGUAAGGCUUUGAGUAGAUGCUAAAACCUGAUGGAUGCCAAUGACUGCUAUCUGCCCUUGUUAUCUUUCAACAAGAGAGAAUGGUUGCCUCCAGAUAUACUAGCAGCCUUCUAAAAAGAAGGCUCACUGGUUAUUUUCCAGCUCCUGCUGUGUGGUAUUUGUUCUCCUUUUGCAGGCAGUGAAAUCAAAAGAGCCUUAAAAGGAGAUCCACAUCAUAGGAUUUCUCUGGACUACCUGUUUAUUCAGCAUUCAUACUGAUUCACUUGUGCAGUGUCAAUCAUUCAUUCAUCUCACUUAUUCCAGUGUAUUUCUCUGUCGCUUUCCUAACUGCAAAAAGUCUGCUUCUUUUAAAAAGUGGAUUAAUUGGGUGAGAAAGCCCUUUAAGUCGCUUUAAUCGUACAAGCCUAAAUUUCCAGUAUGUGUUUUAAUCCCUUCUACGAAAUAUUGCCAGACUGAAGGUGGCCACAAUCAGGUUAGACCUACAAAUGGAAUCAAAAUUAUAGCAGAAUCUCAUAAUAGACCAAUUUUUGGUUACAUGGAGAUGUUUAUACAAUCCAUUUUGAUGAAGGAAUACCACCAUGAGGUGACAUUUUCUGUUAUUUUUUCCACAGUUACAUAUUCUCUAUCUAUCUGCCUACAUCUAGUUUGGCCCUUAAGCAACAGGGGCAUUGAAGUACCAGUGUUGGCUCAGAAAUCCACCCCACUAUGUUUUUUUGAUAGCCAGCAUAUCCUGAGCUAGUCCCUUUAGGUUAUAAAAAGCACUUUGUCGUGAGUCAGUGAAAUAGCAGAGUCAGUAGCCAGAUUUCCUGAGGCAGUGAUUUAGGGAAAAACUAUGAUUUUUCCCUCUGACUGUUGGCAAAGUUUAUGAGGAAAAACCCACCUCCUGGAUAGGAAAGAUUUGGUUGUACCGAGUCACCAACCCCUCCUACACACACACACACUCACUCAUUUACUCAUAGACUCAUUCACUCUUUUGAAAAGAAAGUAAACACCUUUGUGUUCCAGAUUAUUGAAAUUGUCCUGCAGUGUAUGAUCUGUAAUUGAGCCCCAUGUUCUAUUUUUUUUGUCAUGAAUGUGGCCUGCCAGACCUCUUAGAUUGGCCCUCAGGAUUCUCCUCAGGCCCUAACCCCACCCCACACCUUGUGCUGGCUCUGCUCCAUGUCAUCUUCAAAUGUUUUUUUCCUGACUGAGAUGUGCCCUUGACCCAUGAUAAUGUCUCUUGCUUCCCUGCCUCACUGGGGAUAUGCAUUAUGUGUUGUGUGUUGUGUUGUGUUGUGUUGUGUUGUGUUGUGUUGUGUUGUGUGUAUAUAUGUUGUGUUUGUGUGUGUGUGUGUGUGUGUUUGUGUGUGUGUGUUUAUUUGUGUAGUUGGACUGCAGUCUCCUCUACAAAAGCAAGAGUCCCAUCCAUUGCUCUGCCCAUUUUCCUUUCUGGCCCCACCCACUUUUUGUUGGCCUAUGUCCACCACUGACAUGUGGCCCUCAGAAGGCUUUCCUACAAGGAGAUUUGAUUCAUGGGAUGCAUACCACUUGGUUCCUCAACACUUGGUUACACUUCAGUUCCACGACUUUUCAGCUGAAUGUCAGAAAUCACCUCACUGAAAACUGUGGGCAUUUGCUGUGGCAUUGGACCAUGUGGAAGUUCUGUCUAUGGCUGUUGCUUCAUGUUGGGUCAUUCACACACGCCACUCAUUCCUGGAUUGGUACAUUCUUGAAACUGGUAUAGAAAUACGACUAGUUGGAUGAGAUUUUGAAAAUGGGCCCAUACCUGGUUGGUUUUUUUAAAAAGUGCUGUAUAAAGAAAAAAAGGGCAUUGAAGAACAUCUGAACUGAGUAGGGUUUGCAUCUCUGGGUCAAUGAGUUUGUGGGAUCUUUUUUUUUUUUAAUGCCUCAUUUAUAUAUUUUCUUUUCUUCCUUAUACCGCUUAAGAAACACCAACACCACCCCUGGAAGUGGCUGGGUAAUGGCCUGGCAGUCAAAAGCAACUGCUUCCAAAUGCUGUAGUUAGAAGUCCCACAAAAUGCAAAUAAAUUAUGCCUCUUGACACAUUGAUUACUGUUUCCUGUUUAAAGCAUGCUCUUCUUACCAAAGGCAGUGACUGUACUUUUCCUCUCAGUCUGACCUACCAUGCAGCUUCAACUAAGCAUUAUAAGAGACACCAGGCUGCCACUACUUUGCUUGCUGGUCUCUGCUUCUCAUCAACUGACUGUUGGCUGGGUGUGUGUGGUGGGGCCGGGGGUGGCAGAGUAAGGCACAGCCCAAUGACAUGAUGUUAAAGAAAAUACCUAAGGAAAGGCACAGAACAGCAGAAAUUCGGUGUCUCUGGCCCCAUCUUUUUAAACUCUAAGAUAAAGGUUGGGGUUUUUUUUUUAAUCAUCUGGAAGUAUUUCUGCUACAAGUUGAGGAAAGACAAUUAACACAUUGCCUUACUUGAUAAAUUUGUUUUUGCUUCUUUAUUGUUUCUACACUGACUGACAGAGGUCCUGGGGUUCCCUAUGGGAGGUUUCCCCCCAGUCCUACCUGCAGAUCUUGAACCAAAGGAGGCCAGGAAGGCAUACAUGAUGCAAUCUCUGUGAAGCUCUAGUUUGAGUCACACAUCUUAACUUGUUGAUUAGAGCCAAUAGGGCAAAUGCCUUGCAUCUUUAAUCCAAACCUGCUUUGAUCUUUGCUGCAACUGCUUUACAUUGGGCUGACUUCCCCUCCUUCCUCCCCAUCCAUUAUCAAAAUGCUGAAGGACCAAGAAAUAAACAGACUGGAAAGAAGGGCUAAAGUCCAUUUCUAUUUUUAGCGCGGACAUGAUUCAUUAUAAAAAUAGGAAAAGAAAGAAUCAAUGAAAGCUAGGCUAGGAAGUCACAAAACUGUAGGUUAGCCACGACUGUGGGUGUAAUACUCUCUCUCCCCCCCCCUUUCCAGGCGGGAAAUGCAUCUUCUCUUCCUCCCCCUGCUCCAGACUGUCUGCGGCCUGAUGUUAGAAUCCCUGAAGCUCAGAGCCAAAACUGCUCCAACUACCAGCCAGACCUGAACAUCACCCACGGUUUCCUCUACCCUCCCAGUUAGUAGUUCUCUUUAUAUAGAAAAGAUCAUAAUGUUGUAAUCGGCUGGAUGUGGCUGGGUGUUUAAAAACAUAUACACAGCACUGAAACAACACACUGGGGAUAAGCAUGGCAUUAAAAAGGGAGAGAGGGGGGUAUUUCAGUGGUGUUUCUUUUGUGAAAGAAUAGCUUAUUAUAGUCACUGCCUUCUGUAGUACCAGACCACAAGGCUCCUCAAGUCAUAGUCAAAUAUUUUUCUUCAACAGGCUUAGAUUUACGUUGAGAAAGGAGAUAUGUAAACGUUGCAUGGAAAGGAAUCUGUUAGAAACCAGGCUCACGGUGAUUCAUUUGCACAUAACAUGGAGACAUGGCUUGUUUUAACCAUGCUUUGUUCAUUGUACGAUGAGGCAAGCAAACAAGCCACAGAUUGUUUCUCCAAAGCUUGGUUUGUUUUCCAGUUGCUCCUGCCUUGUGCCUCUGUAGCUUGGUGAGCGUCUGGGGUGAGGUGGCCAAGCAAGCCAUUUUUAAGCAAGGUGGUUGGUUUCUGGCAUAACACCAGAUAAUAGUUAAAACAAGCCAUGGUUCAUAAGCCAACAACAAACCAUGGCAUCUCAUUGUGCUUUGUUGCCAGAAAACCAAUCAUGGGAAAGGGCAUGGUUGGCUGGCAGAAACCCUGAAGAGAAGAAAUUCACUCUAUUGCUGCAGGGUCCACAUGUAUCUUUCUGUUACCACCAUGUUUGAUCCUAUGUUUUCAUGCAAGAGGGCAGAAAGGAUAUUAAAUAAUAAAAUUUAAGAGGUAUUUUAAUGAAUAGAUCCAUCAGAAUUGUAAACAAAAUUGUGCUCAGUUUAAAAUAAUUUUGGUUUAGUUUUCAUGACUUACAAACUAUUAAUCCCAUUUUCCCCCCACAGACUUCAAUUCAACUGCAGAUGAACAAUAUGAUGCUUUACUUACCAGCAACAUUGUUCCCAUGUACAAAGAAUUCAAAAGUAAGUGCUGAUAAUGGCCUACACUUUGAUAUUGCAUUAUUUACCUGAGAGUUUAUGCUUGCAUUCUGGCCUCUUCUGGUCUGUGUGGUCAUGGGACAGAGAAGCCAUACUGAUUCAGCAUAACAGCUCCCCUUGUAGCUGAUUCUAUCUCACUGUACUUUCAAUUGCAGGAUUAUGGGAUUACUUGCAUAAUACACUGCUUCCAAAAUAUGCUACAGAGAGAAAUGGGCUAAAUGUGAUCAGUGGGCCUAUUUUUGAUUAUAAUAGUGAUGGACACUUUGAUUCCCUUGAUAUCAUUACACAGUAAGUAAAGAAAAAAGGUAACCAGUUUAAAUGUUAGCAUGUGGCACGAGUUUCAUUUUUAUUUAUUCAUUUAAAUCACUUAUAUCCCACUCUUCUGUCAAGCAUCACAGAAUGGCUUACAAACAAUAGCCAAUCUGCCAUCUGCUCAGAGUUUCCCAAACUUGGGUCUCCAGCUGUUUUUGGACUACAACUCCCAUCAUCUCUAGCUAGCAGGACCAGUGGUCAGGGAUGAUGGGAACUGUAGUCCAUCAUAUAUAGUCCAUAAACAGCCAGAAACCCAAGUUUGGGAAACCCAGUGCUAGAUUUUAAGCGAGUUACAGCAGGUGCUCAGGCACAAGUCAGCCAAGAAAUCAAGUUACACUCUGUAGAAUGACUGGCUGUAUGUGAGCCAGCUGAUACCAACAUCUGGCUUGAAAAGAAUAGACAGGUGUUUUGGCAAGGCAGCUGCGGCAAUGCCUCUCCAAAGGGGUAUAGGAGAAUGUGAUGCUAAUGUCCAAUACAAAGAUGAAGGUCUGCCAGGCUUGUAUGCUGAGCACACUGUUUUAUGGAAGUGAGUUGUGGGCACUGCCAGGAGCGACACCUCAAUGCCUUCCACAUGUGCUGCAUUUGGAGGAUUUGGGGCAUCACAUUCCCACCAUGUUCACAUUCUUGUCUCAGCAACGUCUACACUGGCUUAGUCAUGUCCACAGAAUGGAAGAUGGCAGGAUCCCCAAGGAUGUGCUGUAUGGGGAGCUGGCUUCAGGCACCAGGCCCAUUGGCAGACCAACUCUGCACUGCAAAUAUGUGUGCAAGCAUAACAUUGAAGGCUGGCAACAUUCACCUCACCAUGUGAGAAUCCCUUGCAGACGACUGCAAUGCCUGGAGACAGACAAUCAGGUUGUACAUCCAUAGCAGUGACCAGAGGAGGGAUGUCCGCUGGAAGGAGCGCAGAGAGAAGAAACGCCAUGGUGCAUCUGCAGCAGCACAACUGGACGCCUUUAAUCUGGCCCUGCUGCAACAAAACAUGUCUCUCCUAUUUUGGUCUCUACAGUCACAGCAGGCACUGCAACUCUCCCGCAGUUUGACUUCACCUCCAAAGACACACUUCUCCAUUGUCUCUCGAGACAAAUGGAUGCCAACGAUCCAAUGUGGGCUGGCUGAUACCAGCAUCUGGCUUGAAUAGAAUAGAAUAAUUCCAGCCUCACUCCCUGGAUCUUUCCUCUGGGAACAACAGUUGCAUUGCUCACCACAAUUUACCUACAAAUUAGGGGGGGCAACUUGAAUGAAAUAUUGUGGGGGCCCAGGUAAGCCCCACCCCACAUAUUUGAUCACAUGAUGCAGUGCACACAAUAUUUGAAUGGGAAUGCCCAUCAACUUUGUGGGGGCCCAGCCCCUCAAAUAUUUUAUUGUGGGGGCUGAAGCACCCAUGGCCCCUAGAAGUUAGCUCCUAUGCUGCAAAUCAAUAAUUUAUUUAUUUAUUUAUUUAUUUAUUUAUUUAUUUAUUAUACCCCACCCAUCUGGCCAGGCCUCCCCAGCCACUCUGGGCAGCUUCCAACAAAAUAUUAAAAUACAGUAAUGCAUCAAACAUUAAAAGCUUCCCUAAACAGGGCUGCCUUCAGAUGUCUUCUGGAGUAUGGAGUUCUGCUGAUCUGUUUGAUAUGCUCUCUAAUGGACCCAGGAUAAUUUCUUGCCAGCUGCCAGUUUUGUAAAGAGUAUUUGCAAGUUCUGGACAGUUUGGCUGUGCAAAUAGGUUUAUGGUCCGGGUUUUACUGGAUUUGCUGUUUUCUAGGCUAGACUUGAUGCCACAUUUUUCAAACAUGGUUUGGACAGAGGGAAAGAAUUUCUGCCACAAUGUAGGUGGAUGGAUGAGAUGACAGACUAGAGCUUCCUUCCAGUCAAAGGGCUUUAAUAUCCUGUCAGCCACACUGUGCUGUUUAAAAGCUUUUAUAAACAGAUCAAAAUCUGUAGAAAGUUAGUCAUGGCAAGAUAACCCUACCCACUUUUUGAAGAGAGAACUCAUACAGGAAUUACCCUGUGCAUUAAGGGACUGCAUUUGCAUGAGUAUCUGUGACACUGCUUCAGUUUCAGCUAAUGGAAUCUUCUUUGUAUGAUUGAUAAGAAAACUAAUUCCAGGGGCAUCAGAAUUUUACUCUCACAGUUCCUUUUCAAUUAUUGUUUCUUGUUAAAUGUUAAUACAGUUUCAACUAAAAAAAUAGAAAAUCAGUGAAAUGCAAUGAAAAGGCAGAGGUUUAUUCUUUCAGCCUUUUGACCCCAGAUACAAGCAUGCACAUCAAAGGAAUUAUCCAAUCUAAAAAACUGCUAAAAUUGUAUGCCUUUGUUGGUUAAAAUUUUGGACAGAAUAUCAAUCCACAUUGAUACACAAUUUCAAUCCCAUACCCACUUGCCUCAAGUAAACCCAACUGAAUUAAAUGGGAGUUACUUCUGAGUAAAUAUGUACAGGAUUGUGCUGUCAGUUACUGAAACUGAAAAUUGCUGGUUAGGUAUAUGCAGUAUCUGUUAUGCAACAGACAGUGUAAUCCUACCUAAUGAGUGCUGAUUUCCUUCUGCUUCCAGUUAUGGAGCUAUUCUCCAUAAUAUUUCCACAGGGUAGGUAGUUGUAAUUUCAUUGAAUGAAAUGGUGUGAAUAUAAUUUUACAAAAAGUAUAGCUUUUGGUAAACAGCCUUUAAUUGAUCUUCUUUCACAGGCAUGUAGGCAAUUCACAGAUUCCCAUCCCAACCCAUUACUUUGUUGUACUGACUAGCUGUGAGGACCAAACCAACACCCCACUGAGUUGCUCAGGCUCACUGAGUGUCCUGCCCUUCAUCCUUCCUCAUCGGCCCGACAACUCUGAGAGCUGUGGUGUAAGUAUAACAGCAUUCACUUCACAUGCCCCUGCUCUUCUUAUUGGAGAUGCGGUUUCUACAAAUGCGGCCAUCUGAGAAGUCUUUAGUGCCCAGUAAAAUCCAACACAAGGCCUAGCCUAAGAGAUCAUUCCAUUUGACUCUCAACUUACUGACAGUGAUUGUGUUCAAUAUUAAAUAUUCUGGAAGAAUUGCACAUAAAGCACAAAUUAGGUGACAUAUGCCCUCUGUUAUUCAGACCACUUGUGACAUAGUGGAGACUAAGGACUUAUCUACACUUCCAUUUUCCCACCGCUUUUCCCCAGGGAAAGCCGAUCUUUAGUGCUGAAUUGGUACAAACAGCAAUUGGGUUUUAAGUGGAAUGUUAUUUGUUCUAAUUUAUCACUAAAGAGCAGGUUUCCCAGGGGAAAAUGGUGGGGGGAAAGUAAAACUGUUCAAACCCAUGCCUAGAAUGCGUGGGACAAGUGGAAAAUCACUUGGACAAGUGGAAGUGUGGAUGAGCCCUAACAGAACAAUUCUAACCACUGAUCUUCAUUGCCUGCAUGAUUAGGAAUGCACCACAGCUGGAGGGCUACAAUUCCCCAAUUCCUGUGUUAGUAUAUAUGCAUGAAAGUCAGAAAUGCAGUUUUGAAUAAGCAGGAAUUAGAUUUUUAAAUGGUUCCUGAAGAAGAGUUGUGCCAGUUGUGAACAGAUGUAAUUUAUCUGAAGUGCAUUGCCAUCUCUUGCUUGGUUUAUCCUAUUUCUUGACUGUGGGCAUCUGGGACAUGCUGUCCAAUUCUACUCUCCAGUGAAAUUGACACAGCUGGCAAAAAAGCGUUAUCAGUUAUGCCUCCCCAUCACAAUGCCAUAGUGCUGGUUUAUAAAGUAAUACUUUCCUUUUGAAAAAGCACCAAGGCAGCACUGAUGGAAUUGGACAAGGCUUUUUUGCAUUAUUUAGUCUCAGGACAACGUAAGCCACAUAUAACUGGGUGUGCUUUGUAAACGACUGUAAGCCAGUGUGGUGUAGUGGUUAAGAGCGGUAGAUUCGUAAUCUGGGGAACCGGGUUCGUGUCUCCGCUCCUCCAUAUGCAGCUGCUGGGUGACCUUGGGCUACUCACACCUCUCUGAAGUCUCUCAGCCCCACUCACCUCACAGAGUGUUUGUUGUGGGGGGGGAAUUGAAAGGAGAAUGUUAGCCGCUUUGAGACUCCUUCGGGUAGUAAUAAAGCGGGAUAUCAAAUCCAAACUAUUCUUCUUCCUCUAGCUGGAAUGGCUGUAGUGGCAUUUAAAAUGAGAAAAGCAUAACAGAUGGAUGAUAGCAAUGCACAGCAUCCAGAGGGGAGAUAUGCCACUCAGUGGCUGUUCAAAGCAUCUGAAAAUGCAUACAUGAUUUCUGCUCCCAGGGUCAGCACCUGGCAUACUGUAAAGCACUAACUAGGUAGUGCCAAUAGCUGAAGUAAAAAAAAGUAGUUUUUGCUUGUAGCAUUUGCCUUCGGCCUUCCCCUCCCUCUCCCCAAAUAUGGCAUAAAGGACUUGCUGUGUUUGUUCAUUCUGAUAAGUCAUAGCUCAUUGUACUGUUGUAAGGAAACUGUUAAAAGAUAGUGAACAAGUUCCAAGGGCAAAGGAAACAUUCAGCAGAUUGCCAUGGCCUAGUUACCCCAGUCCACAGUGACAGAAAUUUAAUUAGGGAAAAUAAUAAAGUUGUAAGGCAUUUGUAUGCAGAAAUUCCUUGCACUACUGCAACAUUGUUUUUUUGCCUGCUGAUGCACAAUUGAAGUUCUUGUGUUUGUUUGCUUUGUCAGGAUGGGCAGCCGGAAUCACUGUGGGUUGAAGAAAGAAUUCGGACUCAUACAGCUCGUGUCCGUGAUGUGGAGCUUCUGACGGGUCUGGAUUUCUACCCAGAGAGAAAUCAACCUCUGCCCGAAAUCCUACAAUUGAAGACAUUUUUGCCAAUAUUUACAACUCUUUUUUAAUGAGUGUGUGUAAUUUAUUAGGUCUUGUUAAAAUGGUUCUUUCCUUGCCAGUUGGAAGAACCCAGAACACAAACCAAUGCAUGUUUACUUGGAAGCAGGGAUGCGAGGAUAUGACAAUUUCAUUUCUUAUUUUUUUCCAGUCUUAAAUUGGGUUCUCCACAUUUUGCAACAAUUUGCUGUUUUUCUUUUAAAAAAAAAGCCUCAUGAAAAUUCACCACAUUUUAGUUCAAACAUUUUAAUAAACAGUUUUGACUCAUGUACACAUUUUGCAAGAAAUUCCCCCUAAUAUAAUGCAUUUUUGUAAACAUUGUUUGGUUGGAGAACUACAAUGGAAAAUUCAGAUAAGGGUGAAUUGGAACGGAUAAGCUGUAUUUGGAUAUUGUUUGACAGAUUGGGCUUUAAAUAAACAAACAAACAUGCAAUGUAUACUGGAUCAAAUUUAUCCUCAAUCCUUUCUCAGAAGUCAGUCACUUGUGUAUUCAGUGGGAAUGAGUAUGUUUAAGAUUUCAGCCUCAAUUACAGAUCUUCAGGCGAUUAGGGUAGUAAAUGACGACAGGAAAAAUCUCUCCCAGCAUUCCUGCAGCUCCAUGUUCCAUGUGUUUUCCUGGAAUUUGUCCCUCCCUCCCUCUCUCUUUUGAUGGUACAAGGACUUCAGACUACAUG
This is a messenger RNA of Podarcis lilfordi (Lilford's wall lizard), 52036 nucleotides long. NCBI's taxonomy places the organism in Eukaryota, Metazoa, Chordata, Lepidosauria, Squamata, Lacertidae. The record is from the annotation of a GenBank genome assembly.